This is a messenger RNA of Coregonus sp. 'balchen', 57501 nucleotides long. NCBI's taxonomy places the organism in Eukaryota, Metazoa, Chordata, Actinopteri, Salmoniformes, Salmonidae. The record is from the annotation of a GenBank genome assembly.
AUGCCAUCCUGGAGGCUCCGGCACCUCAUGGCGCACUCCGUGCGGACCUUCAUGACCAUGUGGCUCACCUUCAUCUGGAUCUCCCAGAUCAGACUGUCCCCCAGCUUCUUCAGGAACGCCUCAAUGUCCUUAGAGGAGGAGAGGAGGUCCUGCUUCUGGCCCAGCAGACCCUACAGAGUAACACAGAGAUAGGACUGUCAGCUCAUCUCUGAUUUACACUGGGUCGAGACCCUACAGAGUAACACAGAGAUAGGACUGUCAGCUCAUCUCUGAUUUACACUGGGUCGAUACCCUACAGAGUAACACAGAGAUAGGACUGUCAGCUCAUCUCUGAUUUACACUGGGUCGAGACCCUACAGAGUAACACAGAGAUAGGACUGUCAGCUCAUCUCUGAUUUACACUGGGUCGAGACCCUACAGAGUAACACAGAGAUAGGACUGUCAGCUCAUCUCUGAUUUACACUGGGGUCGUAUUCAUUAGUGCACCCCGUAGCAAAACGUUUUGGAAUGGACAAUGUUUUGCAAUAAAAAUGAGUUUCUUAUUGGAUGAGUUCAGGUAGUCCCUCCCCUUUUUGGUACAUUUUCUUCCCCCCUGGUUUCUAGUGAAUACGACCUUGAUGUGAUAAUUUCUGUUUGAAGUAAUCUAUUAAAUCAAAUCAAAUUUUGUCACGUGUGUCGAAUACAACAGGUGUAGACUUUACCGUGAAAUGCUUCCUGACGAGCCCUUAACCAACAACGCAGAGUUAAAAAGUAAGAACAAUUUGCUAAAAUAAAAAGGAAAUAGUAACACAAUAACAAUAAUGAGGCUAUAUUCAAGGAGUAGCAGUACUGAGUCAAUGAGCAGGGGUACCAGGUAGUAAUGAGGCUAUAUUCAAGGAGUACAUUUACAUUUUAGUCAUUUAGCAGACACUCUUAUCCAGAGCGACUUACAGUUAGUGAGUGCAUACAUAUUUUUUUUAAAUACUGGCCCCCCGUGGGAAUCGAAACCACAACCCUGUUCGCUGAUUCUCUCUAUAGGCCUAUACAGUUGAAGUCGGAAGUUUACAUACACUGAAGGUACCACGUUCAUCUGUACAAACAAUAGUAUGCAAGUAUAAACACCAUGGGACCACGCAGCCGUCACACCGCUCAGGAAGGAGACGCGUUCUGCCUCCUAGAGAUGAACGUAAUUUGGUGCGAAAAGUGCAAAUCAAUCCCAGAACAACAGCAAAGGACCUUGUGAAGAUGCUGGAGGAAACAGGUACAAAAGUAUCUAUAUCCACAGUAAAACGAGUCCUAUAUUAACAUAACCUGAAAGGCCGCUCAGCAAGGAAGAAGCCACUGCUCCAAAACCACCAUAAAAAAGCCAGACUACGGUUUGCAACUGCACAUGGGGACAAAGAUCGUACUUUUUGGAGAAAUGUCCUCUGGUCUAAUGAAACAAAAAUAGAACUGUUUGGCCAUAAUGACCAUUGUUAUGUUUGGAGGAAAAAGGGGGUGCUUGCAAGCCGAAGAACACCAUCCCAACCGUGAAGCACGGGGAUGGCAGCAUCAUGUUGUGGGGGUGCUUUGCUGCAGGAGGGACUGGUGCACUUCACAAAAUAGAUGGCAUCAUGAGGAAGGAAAAUGAUGUGGAUAUAUUGAAGCAACAUCUCAAGACAUCAGUCAGGAAGUUAAAGCUUGGUCGCAAAUGGGUCUUCCAAAUGGACAAUGACCCCAAGCAUACUUCCAAAGUUGUGGCAAAAUGGCUUAAGGACAACAAAGUCAAGGUAUUGGAGUGGCCAUCACAAAGCCCUGACCUCAAUCCUAUAGAAAAUGUGUGGGCAGAACUGAAAAAGCGUGUGCGAGCAAGGAGGCCUACAAACCUGACUCAGUUACACCAGCUCUGUCAGGAGGAAUGGGCCAAAAUUCACCCAACUUAUUGUGGGAAGCUUGUGGAAGGCUACCCGAAACGUUUGACCCAAGUUAAACAAUUUAAAGGCAAUGCUACCAAAUACUAGUUGAGUGUAUGGAAACUUCUGACCCCACUGGGAAUGUGAUGAAAGAAAUAAAAGCUGAAAUAAAUCAUUCUCUCUACUAUUAUUCUGACAUUUCACAUUCUUAAAAUAAAGUGGUGAUUCUAACUGACCAAUGACAGGGACUUUUUACUAGGAUUAAAUGUCAGGAAUUGUGAAAAACUGAGUUUAAAUGUAUUUGGCUAAGGUGUAUGUAAACCUCCGACUUCAACUGUACAUUUAACAUAAAGUACCAGCCAAAAGUUUGGACACACCAAGAAUCUAAACUAUAAAAUAUAUUUUGAUUUGUUUAACACUUUUUUGGUUACUACAUGAUUCCAUAUGUGUUAUUUCAUAGUUUUGAUUUCUUCACUAUUAUUCUACAAUGUAGAAAAUAGUAAAAAUAAAGAAAAACCCUGGAAUGAGUAGGUGUGUUACACUACACCUUUCAAAUGAGUGGAUUCCUUUGGUAUGAUGUUCUUACUGUGGAAUGCAGAGUUUGGUUUUCGCCAGGCAUUACUGGAACCAUGUCGUCCAAAAAGUUAUACUUUUGAAUCAUCUGUCCAUAGAACGUUCUUCCAAGAGUCUUGAUGAUCAUCCAGGUGCUUUUUGGCAAACUUGAGUCAACUUUUUGGACGAGAUGGGUCCCAUUAUGCCUGGCGAAAACCAAACACUGCAUUCCACAGUAAGAACAUCAUACCAAAGAUCAAGCAUGGUGGUGGUGGUGUGAUGGUUUGGGGAUGCUUUGCUGCCUCAGGACCUGGACGACUUGUCAAUUAUUUAUUCGGAACAGGUUAGAUUUUUUGCGUCUUUUCACAUGCGAAAAUAAGCUGUUGACCAAAAUAAAUUGUUAUCUGGGAACUUCCACUGACAGGUCUGUGGGUUCGUUGUGUGAAUUAAUGACUAAAUUAAUUUAUCUCUGCCUGUUUUUUAUGUUUGCAAUGAUUCAGUGCAGCAAAGUAUCAAUUUAGCCAAUGUGAUCACAUCACACCAGAGCUGCACAUCGUUCUGGUCAUUCAAACUUCCCCGCCAGUUCAAUGCUGUAGUCUAUUUUAUAUCCAAUCAGCAAGAGGAUCCAUCAAUGCUUCUCUCCUCCAAUAGGCCUAUUCGUUUUUUUGUUUAAAAAAAAAAUAAGAUUAACUAUUCUGAACAGAAAUAUAACGCAACAUGAGCUGAAAUAAAAGAUCCCAGACAUUUUCCAUACACACAAAAAAGCUUAUUUCUGGCAAAUUUUGUGCACAAAUUUGUUUACAUCCCUGUUAGUGAGCAUCUCUCCUUUGCCAAGAUAAUCCAUCCACCUGACAUGCUCAUUACACAGGUGCACCUUGUGCUAGGAACAAUGAAAGGCCACGCUAAAAUGUGCCGUUUUGUCACAACACAAUGCCACAGAUAUCUCAAGUUUUGAGGGAGCGUGCAAUUGGCAUGGUGACUGCAGGAAUGUCCACUAGAGCUGUUGCCAGAUAAUUGAAUGUUAAUUUCUCUACCGUAAGCCGCCUCCAAUGUUGUUUUGGAAAAUGUGGCAGUACAACCGGCCUCACAACCGCAGACCACGUGUAACCACGCAAGCCCAGGACCUCCACAUCCGGCUUCUUCACCUGCGGGAUCGUCUGAGACCAGCCACCCGAACAGCUGAUGAAACUGUGGGUUUGCACAAACUGUCAUAAACCGUCAUCUGCGUGCUCGUCGUCCUCACCAGGGUCUUGACCUGACUGCAGUUUGGCGUCGUAAAUUACUUCAGUUGGCAAAUGCUCACCUUCGAUGGCCACUGGCACGCUGGAGAAGUGUGUUCUUCACAGAUGAAUUCCGGUUUCAACUGCAUUGGGCAGAUGGAAGACAGCGUGUAUUGCGUCGUGUGGGCGAGCGGUUUGCUGAUGUCAACGUUGUGAACAGAGUGCCCCAUGGUGGCGGUGGGGUUAUGGUAUGGGCAGGCAUAAGCUACGGACAACAAACACAAUUGCAUUUUAUCGAUGGCAAUUUGAAUGGACAGAGAUACCGUGACGAGAUCCUGAGGUCCAUUGUCGUGCCAUUCAUCCGCCGCCAUCACCUCAUCUUUCAGCAUGAUAAUGCACGGCUCCAUGUCGCAAGGAUCUGUACACAAUUCCUGGAAGCUGAAAAUGUCCCAGUUCUUCCAUGGCCUGCAUACUCACCAGACAUGUCACCCAUUGAGCAUGUUUGGGAUGCUCUGGAUUGACGUGUAUGACAGCAUGUUCCAGUUUCCUGCCAAUAUCCAGCAACUUCGCACAGCCAUUGAAGAGGAGUGGGACAACGUUCCACAGGCCACAAUCAAUAGCCUGAUCAACUCUAUGCGAAGGAGAUGUGUCACGCUGAAUGAGGCAAAUCGUGGUCACACCAGAUACUGACUGGUUUUCUGAUCCACACCCCUACCUUUAAAAAAAAAAAAAGUAUCUGUGACCAACAGAUGGAUAUCUGUAUUCCAAGUCAUGUGAAAUCCAUAGAUUAGGGCCUAAUGAAUUUAUUUCAAUUGACUUAUUUCCUUAUAUGAACUUUAACUCAGUAAAAUAGUUUAAAUUGUUACAUGUUGCGUUUAAAUUUGUGUUAGUGUAUAUUGCUAUUAAUUGUCUAUAUAUAGGCUACUCGUUCAAGAACUAGAGAGAGGGGGAAGAGAUAGAACAGUGGAGUUACCAGUGGAGAUGUGUGAAGCUAGAGAGAGGGGGAAGAGAUAGAACAGAGGAGUUACCAGUGGAGAUGUGUGAAGCUAGAGAGAGGGGGAAGAGAUAGAACAGAGGAGUUACCAGUGGAGAUGUGUGAAGCUAGAGAGAGGGGAAGAGAUAGAACAGAGGAGUUACCAGUGGAGAUGUGUGAAGCUAGAGAGAGGGGAAGAGAUAGAACAGAGGAGUUACCAGUGGAGAUGUGUGAAGCUAGAGAGAGGGGGAAGAGAUAGAACAGAGGAGUUACCAGUGGAGAUGUGUGAAGCUAGAGAGAGGGGAAGAGAUAGAACAGUGGAGUUACCAGUGGAGAUGUGUGAAGCUAGAGAGAGGGAGAAGAGAUAGAACAGUGGAGUUACCAGUGGAGAUGUGUGAAGCUAGAGAGAGGAGGAAGAGAUAGAACAGUGGAGUUACCAGUGGAGAUGUGUGAAGCUAGAGAGAGGGGGAAGAGAUAGAACAGUGGAGUUACCAGUGGAGAUGUGUGAAUUGCGCAAGAAGGGAACAGUGAAGAAAACAGAGAGAUGUGUCAGUUAGAAGUUAAUUAAUAUAUUACUGCAUCUUUCGUAUAGCCUAUAUAUUAGCCUAUAUAUUAGCCUAUACAUUAGCCUAUAUAUUAGGGUAUAUAUUAGCCUAUAUAUUAGCCUAUACAUUAGCCUAUACAUUAGCCUAUCCAUUAGCCUAUACAUUAGCCUAUAUAUUAGCCUAUAUAUUAGCCUAUAUAUUAGCCUAUAUAUUAGCCUAUACAUUAGCCUAUAUAUUAGCCUAUACAUUAGCCUAUAUAUUAGCCUAUAUAUUAGCCUAUAUAUUAGCCUAUACAUUAGCCUAUAUAUUAGCCUAUAUAUUAGCGGCCUGCUAAAGUGAAUCUAGGGCUGAACCACGUGCUAUAUAGGCAACCCUAAAAGACAGUUGACCCUUAUCAGUAAGAUUUAGAUAAAGCACUCAAAUUCAAAUGUAGUGUCAACAUAACCACCCAUUGCUUCACUAAAAUGUAUCAAUGGCUGAUCAUUAGGCUAUGGACUAUUGUGGAGUAACUACAAUGUUGUUGCUCCAUCCUCAGUUUUCUCCUAUCACAGCCAUUAAACUCUGUAACUGUUCUAAAGUUCCAUUGGCCUCAUGGUGAAAUCCCUGAGCGGUUUCCUUCUUCUCCGGCAACUGAGUUAGGAAGGACGCCUGUAGCUUUGUAGUGACUGGGUGUAUUGAUACACCAUCCAAAGAGUAAUUAAUAGCUUCACCAUAGGGGCCUCCCGAGUGGCUCAGCAGUGUAAGGCACUGCUUCACUACAGCCUGGGGUUCGAUCCCAGGCUGUGUCACAACCGGCCGUGACUGGGAGUCCCAUAGGGCGGCGCACAAUUGGCCCAGCGUCGUCCAGGUUAGGGGAGGGUUUGGCCGGGAGGGCUUUACUUGGCUUAUCGCACCCCACAGACUCCUUGUGGCGGGCUGGGUGCCUGCAGGCUGACUUCGGUCGUCAGUUGACCUGUGUUUCCUCUGACACAUUGGUGCGGCUGGCUUCCGGGUUAAGCGAGCAGGUGUUAAGAUGCCCGGUUUGGCGGGUCAUGUUUCGAAGGACGCAUGACUCAACCUUCGCUUCUUCCGAUCCACUUGGGGAGUAUAUAGGUCCUGUUUGGCAGGAAGCUUGGCCUCGGUGAUGUACUGGGCCGUAUGCACUACCCUCUGUAACGCCUUACGGUCAGAUGCUGAGCAGUUGCCAUACCAGGCGGUGAUGCAACCGGUCAGGAUGCUCUCGAUGGUGCAGCUGUAGAACGUUUUGAGGAUCUGGGGACCCAUGCCAAAUCUUUUCAAUCUCCUGAGGGGGGAAAUAUGUAGUCGUGCCCUCUUCACGACUGUCUUGGUGUGUUUGGACCAUGAUAGUUUGUUGGUGAUGUGGACACCAAGGAAUUUGAAACUCUCGACCCUCUCCACUACAGCCCCGUCGAUGUUAAUGGGGGCAUGUUCGGCCCGCCUUUUCCUGUAGUCCACGAUGAGCUCCGUUGUCUUGCUCACAUUAAGGGAGAGGUUGUUGUCCUGGCACCACACGGCCAGGUCUCUGACCUCCUCCAUAUAGGCUGUCUCAUCGUUGUCGGUGAUCAGGCCUACCACUGUUGUGUCAUCAGCAAACUUAAUGAUGGUGUUGGAGUCGUGUUUGACCAUGCAGUUGUGGUUGAACAGGGAGUACAGGAGGGGACUAAGCAUGCACCCCUGAGGGGCCCCAUUGUUGAAGAUCAGCGUGGCAGACUGUUCAGAGGAGACUGCGUGAAUCAGGCCUUCAUGGUAGAAUUGCUGCAAAGAAACCACUACUAAAGGACACCAAUAAGAAGAAGAGGCUUGCUUGUGCCAAGAAUCACGAGCAAUGGACAUUAGACCGGUGGAAAUCUGUCCUUUGGUCUGAUGAGUCCAAAUUUGAGAUUUUUGGUUCCAACCGCGGUGUCUUUUGAGACGGAGAGUAGGUGAAUGGAUGAUCUCUGCAUGUGCGGUUCCCACCGUGAAGCAUGGGGGAGGAGGUGUGAUGGUGUGGAGGUGCUUUGCUGGUGACACUGUUGGUGAUUUAUUUAGAAUUCAAGGCACACUUAACCAGCAUGGCUACCCCAGCAUUCUGCAGCGAUACGCCAUCCCAUCUGGUUUGCGCUUAGUGGGACUAUCAUUUGUUUUUCAACAGGACAAUGACCCAAAACACACCUCCAUGCUGUGUAAGGGCUAUUUGACCAAGGAGAGUGAUGGAGUGCUGCAUCAGAUGACCUGGCCUCCACAAUCCCCCGACCUCAACCCAAUUGAGAUGGUUUGGGAUGAGUCGGACCGCAGAGUGAAGGAAAAGCAGCCAACAAGUGCUCAGCAUAUGUGGGAACUCCUUCAAGACUGUUGGAAAACCGUUCCUCAUGAAGUUGGUUGAGAGAAUGCCAAGAGUGCAAAGCUGUCAUCAAGGCAAAGGGUGGCUACUUUGAAGAAUCUCAAAUAUACAAAUAUUUUUUGAUUUGUUUAACACUUUUUUGGUUACUACAUGAUUCCAUAUGUGUUAUUUCAUAUUUUUGAUGUCUUCACUAUUAUUCUACCAUGUAGAAAAUAGUAAAAAUACAGAAAAACCCUUGAAUGAGUAGGUGUGUCCAAACUUUUGACUGGUAGUGUACGUUUCUCCCAACUAUAGUCUUGGUAUUUACCCCCUCCAUGUGACCUAACUGAAUACUUAAAACACAUCUGACAUUAAUUCGCUAUUAGGCUUACCUACCUCAAUGCAUUCUUUGUUUGCUUCAUGUUUGUCCAGCAGACUCUUCAUCUGUUUGGUGAAGCCAUCCUUUCUCUGCUGGUACACAUCAGAUAGCUUGGACACUGCAUGGGUACUGUGGUGGCCAAACAGCUUACAUCCUGCACAGAUCAACGUGUUAUCCUGCAGACACACCUGGAAACAACCAGACAACAAAAGUUUACUUAUCAGUGGCUCUCAUCCGGAGUGACUUACAGUUAGGAGUGUUUUAUAUAGAGGUAGUGUUUUAUAUAGAGGUAGUGUUUUAUAUAGAGGUAGUGUUUUAUAUAGAGGUAGUGUUUUAUAUAGAGGUAGUGUUUUAUAUAGAGGUAGUGUUUUACAGUGAGGGAAAAAAGUAUUUGAUCCCCUGCUGAUUUUGUACGUUUGCCCACUGACAAAGACAAUUUUAAUGGUAGGUUUAUUUGAACAGUGAGAGACAGAAUAACAACAACAAAAAUCCAGAAAAACGCAUGUCAAAAAUGUUAUAAAUUGAUUUGAAUUUUAAUGAGGGAAAUAAGUAUUUGACCCCUCUGCAAAACAUGACUUAGUACUUGGUGGCAAAACCCUUGUUGGCAAUCACAGAGGUCAGACGUUUCUUGUAGUUGGCCACCAGGUUUGCACACAUCUCAGGAGGGAUUUUGUCCCACUCCUCUUUGCAGAUCUUCUCCAAGUCAUUAAGGUUUCGAGGCUGACGUUUGGCAACUCGAACCUUCAGCUCCCUCCACAGAUUUUCUAUGGGAUUAAGGUCUGGAGACUGGCUAGGCCACUCCAGGACCUUAAUGUGCUUCUUCUUGAGCUACUCCUUUGUUGCCUUGGCCGUGUGUUUUGGGUCAUUGUCAUGCUGGAAUACCCAUCCACGACCCAUUUUCAAUGCCCUGGCUGAGGGAAGGAGGUUCUCACCCAAGAUUUGACGGUACAUGGCCCCGUCCAUCGUCCCUUUGAUGCGGUGAACUUGUCCUGUCCCCUUAGCAGAAAAACACCCCCAAAGCAUAAUGUUUCCACCUCCAUGUUUGAUGGUGGGGAUGGUAUUCUUGAGGUCAUAGGCAGCAUUCCUCCUCCUCCAAACACGGCGAAUUAAGUUGAUGCCAAGAGCUCCAUUUUGGUCUCAUCUGACCACAACACUUUCACCCAGUUCUCCUCUGAAUCAUUCAGAUGUUCAUUGGCAAACUUCAGACGGGCCUGUAUAUGUGCUUUCUUGAGCAGGGGGACCUUGCGGGCGCUGCAGGAUUUCAGUCCUUCACGGCGUAGUGUGUUACCAAUUGUUUUCUUGGUGACUAUGGUCACAGCUGCCUUGAGAUCAUUGACAAGAUCCUCCCGUGUAGUUCUGGGCUGAUUCCUCACCGUUCUCAUGAUCAUUGCAACUCCACGAGGUAAGAUCUUGCAUGGAGCCCCAGGCCAAGGGAGAUUGACAGUUCUUUUGUGUUUCUUCCAUUUGCGAAUAAUCGCACCAACUGUUGUCACCUUCUCACCAAGCUGCUUGGCGAUGGUCUUGUAGCCCAUUCCAGCCUUGUGUAGGUCUACAAUCUUGUCCCUGACAUCCUUGGAGAGCUCUUUGGUCUUGGCCAUGGUGGAGAGUUUGGAAUCUGAUUGAUUGAUUGCUUCUGUGGACAGGUGUCUUUUAUACAGGUAACAAACUGAGAUUAGGAGCACUCCCUUUAAGAGUGUGCUCCUAAUCUCAGCUCUUUACCUGUAUAAAAGACACCUGGGAGCCAGAAAUCUUUCUGAUUGAGAGGAGGUUAAAUACUUAUUUCCCUCAUUAAAAUGCAAAUCAAUAUAUAACAUUUUUGACAUGCAUUUUUCUGGAUUAUUUUUUUUGUUAUUCUGUCUCUCACUGUUCAAAUAAACCUACCAUUACAAUUAUAGACUGAUCAUUUCUUUGUCAGUAGGCAAACAUACAAAAUCAGCAGGGGAUCAAAUACUUUUUUCCCUCACUGUAUAUAGAGGUAGUGUUUUAUAUAGAGGUAGUGUUUUAUAUAGAGGUAGUGUUUUAUAUAGAGGUAGUGUUUUAUAUAGAGGUAGUGUUAUAUAUAUAGGUGUCAAGAGUGUGCAAAGCUGUCAUCAAGGCAAGGGUUGGCUAUUUGAAGGAUCUCAAAUAUAAAAUAUAUUUUUUAAUUAAAAUUCAUACAAUGUGAUUUUCUGGAUUUUUGUUUUAGAUUCCGUCUCUCAGUUGAAGUGUACCUAUGAUAAAAAUUACAGACCUCUACAUGCUUUGUAAGUAGGAAAACCUGCAAAAUCGGCAGUUUUAAUUACUUAAAAAUCAUAUAUGGUCUUGAUCAGAGUGUUGUGUUCUCAUACAAUAUAACAUAUGGUUUGUCCCAAAUGACACCCAGGUCACACCCAGGUCAAAAGUAGUGCAUUGUGUAGGGAAUUGGUAUAUUAUUUUACCAGGUAAGUUGACUGAGAACACAUUCUCAUUUACAGGAACGACCUGGGGAAUAGUUACAGGGGAGAGGAGGGGGGAUGAAUGAGCCAAUUAGAAGCUGGGGAUGAUUAGGUGGCCAUGAUGGUAUAAGGGCCAGAUUGGGAAUUUAGCCAGGACACCGGGGUUAACACCCCUACUCUUACGAUAUGUGUCAUGAGUGCAAGUUUGGAUGAAUGUGAUGAACACUCAACGUACCAGAUUCAUGAUUUCAUGAUGAUCAGGGCACAUGAAGUCCUUCAGAGCUUGCUUCUUAGCCUCGUUACUCUCUGUCCUUUCUUUCAGUAUUGCCACGACGUUCUCAACAAACAUGUUCCUCUUCAACCCGUUGAGUCCCUUGUCAGGUAAGAUGUUCACCUACAGUAGACAGGUUAGAAGUGCAUGUUGUUGAAUUAUAUCUUACAACACAGUGAUUUGAUUUGGCAAAAUGUAUAGGCUGUCAGAUGCAGUAUGCCGAAGGAAAGGGGGUGUGUCUACAGAGGACACUGGAGUCGGCAACAAGAGGCGUUAUGGCAACACACCUUAUGGCAACACACAUUAUGGCAACACACCUGAUGGCAACACACCUUAUGGCAACACACCUUAUGGCAACACACCUAAUGGCAACACACCUUAUGGCAACACACCUGAUGGCAACACCUACAACACCUUAUGGCAACACACCUAAUGGCAACACACCUUAUGGCAACACACCUUAUGGCAACACACCUAUGGCAACACACCUUAUGGCAACACACCUUAUGGCAACACACCUUAUGGCAACACACCUUAUGGCAACACACCUUAUGGCAACACACCUUAUGGCAACACACCUUAUGGCAACACACCUUAUGGCAACACACCUUAUGGCAACACACCUUAUGGCAACACACCUUAUGGCAACACACCUUAUGGCAACACACCUUAUGGCAACACACCUAAUGGCAACACACCUUAUGGCAACACACCUGAUGGCAACACACCUUAUGGCAACACACCUUAUGGCAACACACCUAAUGGCAACACACCUAAUGGCAACACACCUUAUGGCAACACACCUGAUGGCAACACACCUUAUGGCAACACACCUUAUGGCAACACACAUUAUGGCAACACACCUAAUGGCAGCACACCUGAUGGCAACACACCUGAUGGCAACACACCUUAUGGCAACACACCUUAUGGCAACACACCUGAUGGCAACACACCUUAUGGCAACACACCAUUAUGGCAACACCCUUAUGGCAACACACCUUUAUGGCAACACACCUGAUGGCAACACACCUUAUGGCAACACACCUUAUGGCAACACACCUUAUGGCAACACACCUAAUGGCAACACACCUUAUAGCAACACACCUUAUGGCAACACACCUGAUGGCAACACACAUUAUGGCAACACACCUUAUGGCAAGACAUUAUGGCAACACACCUUAUGGCAACACACCUGAUGGCAACACACAUUAUGGCAACACACCUUAUGGCAACACACCUAAUGGCAACACACCUUAUAGCAACACACCUUAUGGCAACACACCUGAUGGCAACACACAUUAUGGCAACACACCCGUAUGGCAAGCAUUAUGGCAAACACACCUUAUGGCAACACAUCAUUAUGCAACACACCUUAUGGGCACAAACCGUAUGGCAAACACCCCUAUUGGCAACACACCAUUAUGGACAACACACUGAUGGCCAACACAACUAUGGCAACACACCUGAUGGCAACACACCUGAUGGCAACACACCUGAUGGCAACACACCUUAUGGCAACACACCUUAUGGCAACACACCUGAUGGCAACACACCUGAUGGCAACACACAUUAUGGCAACACACCUUAUGGCAACACACCUGAUGGCAACACACAUUAUGGCAACACACAUUAUGGCAACACACCUGAUGGCAACACACAUAAUGGCAACACACCUUAUGGCAACACACCUGAUGGCAACACACAUUAUGGCAACACACCUUAUGGCAACACACCUUAUGGCAACACACAUUAUGGCAACACACCUUAUGGCAACACACCUUAUGGCAACACACCUUAUGGCAACACACCUGAUGGCAACACACCUGAUGGCAACACACCUGAUGGCAACACACAUUAUGGCAACACACAUUAUGGCAACACACCUAUGGCAACACACCUGAUGGCAACACACCUUAUGGCAACACACCUGAUGGCAACACACAUUAUGGCAACACACCUUAUGGCAACACACCUUAUGGCAACACACCUUAUGGCAACACACCUUAUGGCAACACACCUAAUGGCAACACACCUAAUGGCAACACACCUUAUGGCAACACACCUUAUGGCAAGACAUUAUGGCAACACACCUUAUGGCAACACACCUAAUGGCAACACACCUUAUGGCAAGACAUUAUGGCAACACACAUUAUGGCAACACACCUUAUGGCAUUACUUUCUGACCAAUAGUACUGCACUAUACUGGGACUACGGUGCCAUUUGAUAGAAUAGAGACAGCAGCUUCUCUUCUUACCUGUCUACACAUGGGGCAGAUGAACUGGUCCUGGGGCUUGUUGCAGUUCUGGGCGAUGAGGGUCUGAUGAAUGCACUUCUUGCAGUAGUUAUGACUACAACACAACUCUAUAACAGGUGGACUGAAGACCUCUAGACAUACAGGACAGCUCAGCUCUUUACCUAGUUGGACUUCCAUUCUCAACGCUGCUGAUUGAUGAUCUGAGCAGGAGAGGACAGGUACAUUCCUAGUUGUAUGGUCCCUGAUGGUUCCGGAACAUGCCUGUCACUCAUAGCCACAUUAUGAUUAUAACAUCCAUAGAAUUAUAGAAUUAUAGAAUUCAAUUAUUGAGUCAUUCUAAUUCGAUUGAAAGAUAAUGGUUUCCUAGCAACACACCAUUGUCUAGAUAUUUUGCCAGGGGUUAGACAUUAGACUGUACUUAUGUGUGUCCCCAAUGGAAACCCUAUUCCCUAAGUAGUGCACUACGAUUGGGCCACAAUAAAGCCUCUUUUUAAUACAAUCAGCCAGCGUGAAAUGACUUGAGUCGACACGCAGCAUCACAUGUUAAGCACAUUUAAUUUAUUCAUAAGGAAUGUAACAAUGAAAAAAUUGUGCUUCUUGAACAGUUAGACAGUACAACGUUUCUACAACAUACAUCUGAAAUCACAAUCCCUUUUAAUUAAGCUGCCGCUCCCAUCCCUUAGUUAAACUGCAGCUCCCAUCCCUUAGUUAAACUGGAGUUUACAUCCCUUAGUUAAACUGGAGUUUACAUCCCUUAGUUAAACUGGAGCUCCCAUCCCUUAGUUAAACUGCAGCUCCCAUCCCUUAGUUAAACUGGAGCUCCCAUCCCUUAGUUAAACUGGAGCUCCCAUCCCUUAGUUAAACUGGAGUUUACAUCCCUUAGUUAAACUGGAGUUUACAUCCCUUAGUUAAGCUGCAGCUCCCAUCCCUUAGUUAAACUGGAGUUUACAUCCCUUAGUUAAACUGGAGCUCCCAUCCCUUAGUUAAACUGCAGCUCCCAUCCCUUAGUUAAACUGGAGCUCCCAUCCCUUAGUUAAACUGCAGCUCCCAUCCCUUAGUUAAACUGGAGCUCCCAUCCCUUAGUUAAACUGGAGCUCCCCAUCCCUUAGUUAAACUGGAGCUCCCAUCCCUUAGUUAAACUGGAGCUCCCAUCCCUUAGUUAAACUGGAGCUCCCAUCCCUUAGUUUAAACUGGAGCUCCCAUCCCUUAGUUAAACUGGAGCUCCCAUCCCUUAGUUAAACUGGAGCUCCCAUCCCUUAGUUAAACUGGAGCUCCCAUCCCUUAGUUAAACUGGAGCUCCCAUCCCUUAGUUAAACUGGAGCUCCCAUCCCUUAGUUAAACUGGAGCUCCCAUCCCUUAGUUUAAACUGGAGCUCCCAUCCCUUAGUUAAACUGGAGCUCCCAUCCCUUAGUUAAACUGGAGCUCCCAUCCCUUAGUUUAAACUGGAGCUCCCAUCCCUUAGUUAAACUGGAGCUCCCAUCCCUUAGUUAACUGGAGCUCCCAUCCCUUAGUUAAACUGGAGCUCCCAUCCCUUAGUUAAACUGGAGCUCCCAUCCCUUAGUUAAACUGGAGCUCCCAUCCCUUAGUUAAACUGGAGCUCCCAUCCCUUAGUUAAACUGGAGCUCCCAUCCCUUAGUUAAACUGGAGCUCCCAUCCCUUAGUUAAACUGGAGCUCCCAUCCCUUAGUUAAACUGGAGCUCCCAUCCCUUAGUUAAACUGCAGCUCCCAUCCCUUAGUUAAACUGCAGCUCCCAUCCCUUAGUUAAACUGGAGCUCCCAUCCCUUAGUUAAACUGGAGCUCCCAUCCCUUAGUUAAACUGGAGCUCCCAUCCCUUAGUUAAACUGGAGCUCCCAUCCCUUAGUUAAACUGGAGCUCCCAUCCCUUAGUUAAACUGGAGCUCCCAUCCCUUAGUUAAACUGGAGCUCCCAUCCCUUAGUUAAACUGGAGCUCCCAUCCCUUAGUUAAACUGCAGCUCCCAUCCCUUAGUUAAACUGCAGCUCCCAUCCCUUAGUUAAACUGGAGCUCCCAUCCCUUAGUUAAACUGGAGCUCCCAUCCCUUAGUUAAACUGCAGCUCCCAUCCCUUAGUUAAACUGGAGCUCCCAUCCCUUAGUUUAAACUGGAGCUCCCAUCCCUUAGUUAAACUGGAGUUUACAUCCCUUAGUUAAACUGGAGCUCCAUCCCCUUAGUUAAACUGGAGCUCCCAUCCCUUAGUUAAACUGGAGCUCCCAUCCCUUAGUUUAAACUGGAGCUCCCAUCCCUUAGUUAAACUGGAGCUCCCAUCCCUUAGUUAAACUGGAGCUCCCAUCCCUUAGUUAAACUGGAGCUCCAUCCCUUAGUUAAACUGCAGCUCCCAUCCCUUAGUUAAACUGCAGCUCCCAUCCCUUAGUUAAACUGGAGCUCCCAUCCCUUAGUUAAACUGCAGCUCCCAUCCCUUAGUUAAACUGGAGCUCCCAUCCCUUAGUUAAACUGGAGCUCCCAUCCCUUAGUUAAACUGGAGUUUACAUCCCUUAGUUAAACUGGAGCUCCCAUCCCUUAGUUAAACUGGAGCUCCCAUCCCUUAGUUAAACUGGAGCUCCCUCCCUUAGUUAAAUGGAGCUCCCAUCCCUUAGUUAAACUGGAGCUCCCAUCCCUUAGUUAAACUGGAGCUCCCAUCCCUUAGUUAAACUGGAGCUCCCAUCCCUUAGUUAAACUGGAGCUCCCAUCCCUUAGUUAAACUGGAGCUCCCAUCCCUUAGUUAAACUGCAGCGCUUCAGUCAGUUCAGUUCUGUCAGUGUUACAUGUCUGCAGUGGGCCACCGGACCAUCAAACAGACCUACAUUACGUUGACAUUACGUUGUCUUUAUGUUGUCUCCCGGGUCUGCAUCCCAAACAGCACUCCUUUUUCCAUAUAUAGUACACUACUUUUGGUACUGACGUAGUGCACUAUAUAGGGAAUAGGGUGCCAUUUGGGAUGUAAAUCCAGUCAGCGAGGUCAGAGCAGUCUUAGCGGCUACGGGGUUUCCUUUAGAGAAAACAUUACAGACUCACAGCAGAGUAUUACAGAUCACCAUAUCAGGCCAUUAUAGACUCACAGCAGAGUAUUACAGAUCACCAUAUCAGGCCAUUAUAGACUCACAGCAGAGUAUUACAGAUCACCAUAUCAGGCCAUUACAGACUCACAGCAGAGUAUUACAGAUCACCAUAUCAGGCCAUUAUAGUAGUUGAGGCAGAGAGCAUUUAGCGUUGAAAUGCAGACGUGGUUGGAGGCAGGAGGUCCUGACCCACUGGACACACACUGGUGGAAUCAACGUUGUUUCCGCGUCAUUUCAAUGACAUUACGUUGAAUCAACGUGGAAUAGACGUUGAAUUGACGUCUGUGCCCAGUGGGAAUGACAUAUUAUACAGUACAUUGUUUUCUCAUGUGUCAGUCAGGUGUUUUUGGUGUAUUAUUUAAGAUAAGGACAAUAAUUACAGUAUUGCUUUAGAAUCACAAUCACUGUGGCCAGCUAGUUUGCAUUACUUACGAUAGAAAUAACAUUUUAAGUUGCAUUUUAAUCUAGCUAAGAAAUUUACUAAUUAACAUAGCAAGUUUUGCAUUUUAUUUGCAUGCAUCCCAAAUGGCACCCUAUUCCCUAUAUAGUGCACUACUUUAGACCAGAGCCCACAGCACUAUAUAGGGACUAGGGUGCUGUUUGAGACACAUCCUGUGUUUCAUUAUGUUUUUCUAUUCAAGUGAGAAGUUCAAUAAAUAAGACAUCGUACAAUUUUAGACAGUGAAAACAUAUUUUGGUUCAAAUGAAAUAAAAUGUGUUUUAUUUCCUCAUCCUCAGCUCCGAGAGCGAGCUGAGCAAAGCAGCGGUUCAAUUCUUCACUGAAAUAAAAUAACAUUUACAUUCAUUUCAUGAGGAUUCACUUUCCAGUCAUUGCUGACAAAAAGCAACGUACCGACCGACACCCUAUUCCCUAUCUAGUGCACUACGUACUUUUGACAAGGACCCAUAGGGCUCUGGUCUAAAGUAGUGCACUAUAUAGGGAAUAGGGUGUCAUAGGGCUCUGGUCUAAAGUAGUGCACUAUAUAGGGAAUAGGGUGUCAUAAGGCUCUGGUCUAAAGUAGUGCACUAUAUAGGGAAUAGGGUGUCAUAGGGCUCUGGUCUAAAGUAGUGCACUAUAUAGGGAAUAGGGUGUCAUAGGGCUCUGGUCUAAAGUAGUGCACUAUAUAGGGAAUAGGGUGUCAUAGGGGUCUGGUCUAAAGUAGUGCACUAUAUAGGGAAUAGGGUGUCAUAGGGCUCUGGUCUAAAGUAGUGCACUAUAUAGGGAAUAGGCUGCCAUAGGGCUCUGGUCUAAAGUAGUGCACUAUAUAGGGAAUAGGGUGUCAUAGGGGUCUGGUCUAAAGUAGUGCACUAUAUAGGGAAUAGGGUGUCAUAGGGCUCUGGUCUAAAGUAGUGCACUAUAUAGGGAAUAGGGUGCCAUAGGGCCAUGGUCUAAAGUAGUGCACUAUAUAGGGAAUAGGGUGCCAUAGGGCUCUGGUCUAAAGUAGUGCACUAUAUAGGGAAUAGGGUGCCAUAGGGCUCUGGUCUAAAGUAGUGCACUAUAUAGGGAAUAGGGUGCCAUAGGGCUCUGGUCUAAAGUAGUGCACUAUAUAGGGAAUAGGGUGCCAUAGGGCUCUGGUCUAAAGGAGUGCACUAUAUAGGGAACAGGGUGUCAUAGGGCUCUGGUCUAAAGUAGUGCACUAUAUAGGGAAUAGGGUGUCAUAGGGCUCUGGUCAAAAGUAGUGCACUAUAUAGGGAAUAGGGUGUCAUAGGGCUCUGGUCUAAAGUAGUGUACUAUAUAGGGAAUAGGGUGCCAUAGGGCUCUGGUCUAAAGUAGUGUUCUAUAUAGGGAAUAGGGUGUCAUAGGGCUCUGGUCUAAAGUAGUGCACUAUAUAGGGAAUAGGGUGUCAUAGGGCUCUGGUCUAAAGUAGUGCACUAUAUAGGGAAUAGGGUGUCAUAGGGCUCUGGUCUAAAGUAGUGCACUAUAUAGGGAAUAGGGUGUCAUAGGGCUCUGGUCUAAAGUAGUGCACUAUAUAGGGAAUAGGGUGUCAUAGGGCUCUGGUCUAAAGUAGUGUACUAUAAAGGGAAUAGGGUGUCAUAGGGCUCUGGUCUAAAGUAGUGCACUAUAUAGGGAAUAGGGUGUCAUAGGGCUCUGGUCUAAAGUAGUGCACUAUAUAGGGAAUAGGGUGCCAUAGGGCUCUGGUCUAAAGUAGUGUUAUAUAUAGGGAAUAGGGUGUCAUAGGGCUCUGGUCUAAAGUAGUGCACUAUAUAGGGAAUAGGGUGUCAUAGGGCUCUGGUCUAAAGUAGUGUACUAUAUAGGGAAUAGGGUGUCAUAGGGCUCUGGUCUAAAGUAGUGCACUAUAUAGGGAAUAGGGUGUCAUGUGGCUCUGGUCUAAAGUAGUGUACUAUAUAGGGAAUAGGGUGCCAUAGGGCUCUGGUCUAAAGUAGUGCACUAUAUAGGGAAUAGGGUGUCAUGUGGCUCUGGUCUAAAGUAGUGCACUAUAUAGGGAAUAGGGUGUCAUAGGGCUCUGGUCUAAAGUAGUGCACUAUAUAGGGAAUAGGGUGUCAUGUGGCUCUGGUCUAAAGUAGUGCACUAUAUAGGGAAUAUGGUGCCAUAGGGCUCUGGUCUAAAGUAGUGCACUAUAUAGGGAAUAGGGUGUCAUAGGGCUCUGGUCUAAAGUAGUGUACUAUAUAGGGAAUAGGGUGUCAUAGGGCUCUGGUCUAAAGUAGUGCACUAUAUAGGGAAUAGGGUGUCAUAGGGCUCUGGUCUAAAGUAGUGCACUAUAUAGGGAAUAGGGUGUCAUAGGGCUCUGGUCUAAAGUAGUGCACUAUAUAGGGAAUAGGGUGUCAUAGGGCCCUGGUCUAAAGUAGUGCACUAUAUAGGGAAUAGGGUGUAAUUUGGGACACAAUCUAUGAACAGAGGUGUAACAUCCAUUUCUAGAGCAACACCUACAGUAGUAGAACAGAGUAUAUAACAGAGAACAGAGUAUAUAACAGAGAACAGAGUAUAUAACAGAGAACAGAGUAUAUAACAGAGAACAGAGUAUAUAACAGAUAAUACCUGGCACAUCAACACAGUAUGGCAGUUUUUUGAUAAAAAAAACAAACAGUCAGAAAUAGCUUCAAACAAACAAAAAUAAACCUCGAUGCUGAAAUCACAUCACGUUGUCGUACAACAUUAAUAUUAUUAUUUAAUCGAAAGCUUGGUAACAGACCACCGCGCAGCAGUUAGCUAGUCAGGACAGAGCUCGGUUAAAGGAAAACUCCACCCAAAAUCUUCUGGUAUUUGUUUCAUUAGUCCAUUGUUGACAUAGUCCCAAAACUAUUUUGCUUGUCAGCAAUCAAGUUUUCAAGAUAUGUAACUUUCAAAAUACAGAAAUUACCCCCAUUUGAUACAUUUACGUCUCUUAAAAACGUGUUUGCUGACAAGCAAAACAGUUUGAGACUAUGUCAACAAUGGACUAACGAAACAAAUACCAGAAGAUAGUUUUGGGUGGGGGCAGAGGAGAGAAAGAGGGGGAGGAGGUUAGCUAGUCAGAACAGAACUGGGUUAACGUGGGGUCAGGACAGAGAAGGAGGUGGAGGUGAGGAGAGGAGAGGAGGGAGGAGGUUAGCUAGUCAGAACGGAGCUGGGUUAAACUGGAAGCAAAGAACAGGGGAGGAGGGGGGAGAGGAGGGAGGAGAAGAGGCAGGAGGUCUGAGGGAACAUCAGGAGGAGUGGUUGGUAGUCUCCAUCUCCCCCUCUGCUCUCUCUCUCAGCUGGUGCAGGACGGGAGUCAGGAUGGCUAUCAGUGUCUGGUGUAGAACAUGGUCACUCUCUGGGGAUAUCUGGGGGAUAAGACAUAUAGAACAUGGUCACUCUCUGGGGAUAUCUGGGGGAUAAGACAUAUAGAACAUGGUCACUCUCUGGGGAUAUCUGGGGGAUAAGACAUAUAGAACAUGGCCACUCUCUGGGGAUAUCUGGGGGAUAAGACAAAUAGAACAUGGUCACUCUCUGAGGGGAUCUGGGGGAUAAGACAUAUAGAACAUGGUCACUCUCUGGGGAUAUCUGGGGGAUAAGACAUAUAGAACAUGGUCACUCUCUGGGGAUAUCUGGGGGAUAAGACAUAUAGAACAUGGUCACUCUCUGGGGAUAUCUGGGGGAUAAGACAAAUAGAACAUGGUCACUCUCUGAGGGGAUCUGGGGGAUAAGACAUAUAGAACAUGGUCACUCUCUGGGGAUAUCUGGGGGAUAAGACAUAUAGAACAUGGUCACUCUCUGGGGAUAUCUGGGGGAUAAGACAUAUAGAACAUGGUCACUCUCUGGGGAUAUCUGGGGGAUAACACAAAUAGAACAUGGUCACUCUCUGGGGAUAUCUGGGGGAUAAGACAUAUAGAACAUGGUCACUCUCUGGGGAUAUCUGGGGGAUAAGACAUAUAGAACAUGGUCACUCUCUGGGGAUAUCUGGAUGAUAACACAAAUAGAACAUGGUCACUCUCUGUGGAUAUCUGGGGGAUAAGACAAAUAGAACAUGGUCACUCUCUGGGGAUAUCUGGGGGAUAAGACAUAUAGAACAUGGUCACUCUCUGGGGAUAUCUGGGGGAUAAGACAAAUAGAACAUGGUCACUCUCUGGGGAUAUCUGGGGGAUAAGACAUAUAGAACAUGGUCACUCUCUGGGGAUAUCUGGGGGAUAAGACAUAUAGAACAUGGUCACUCUCUGAGGGGAUCUGGGGGAUAAGACAUAUAGAACAUGGUCACUCUCUGGGGAUAUCUGGGGGAUAAGACAAAUAGAACAUGGUCACUCUCUGAGGGGAUCUGGGGGAUAAGACAUAUAGAACAUGGUCACUCUCUGGGGAUAUCUGGAGGAUAAGACAAAUAGAACAUGGUCACUCUCUGGGGAUAUCUGGGGGAUAACACAAAUAGAACAUGGUCACUCUCUGGGGAUAUCUGGGGGAUAACACAAAUAGAACAUGGUCACUCUCUGGGGAUAUCUGGAGGAUAAGACAAAUAGAACAUGGUCACUCUCUGGGGAUAUAUGGGGGAUAAGACAUAUAGAACAUGGUCACUCUCUGAGGAGGAGGGGAUCUGGGGGAUAAGACAUAUAGAACAUGGUCACUCUCUGAGGGGAUCUGGGGGAUAAGACAUAUAGAACAUGGUCACUCUCUGGGGAUAUCUGGGGGAUAAGAUAUAUAGAACAUGGUCACUCUCUGGGGAUAUCUGGAGGAUAACACAAAUAGAACAUGGUCACUCUCUGGGGAUAUCUGGGGGAUAAGACAUAUAGAACAUGGUCACUCUCUGGGGAUAUCUGGAGGAUAAGACAAAUAGAACAUGGUCACUCUCUGGGGAUAUCUGGGGGAUAAGACAAAUAGAACAUGGUCACUCUCUGGGGAUAUCUGGGGGAUAAGACAUAUAGAACAUGGUCACUCUCUGGGGAUAUCUGGGGGAUAAGACAUAUAGAACAUGGUCACUCUCUGGGGAUAUCUGGGGGAUAAGACAUAUAGAACAUGGUCACUCUCUGAGGGGAUCUGGGGGAUAAGACAUAUAGAACAUGGUCACUCUCUGGGGAUAUCUGGGGGAUAAGACAAAUAGAACAUGGUCACUCUCUGAGGGGAUCUGGGGGAUAAGACAUAUAGAACAUGGUCACUCUCUGGGGAUAUCUGGAGGAUAAGACAAAUAGAACAUGGUCACUCUCUGGGGAUAUCUGGGGGAUAACACAAAUAGAACAUGGUCACUCUCUGGGGAUAUCUGGGGGAUAACACAAAUAGAACAUGGUCACUCUCUGGGGAUAUCUGGAGGAUAAGACAAAUAGAACAUGGUCACUCUCUGGGGAUAUCUGGGGGAUAACACAAAUAGAACAUGGUCACUCUCUGGGGAUAUCUGGGGGAUAACACAAAUAGAACAUGGUCACUCUCUGGGGAUAUCUGGGGGAUAAUACAAAUAGAACAUGGUCACUCUCUGGGGAUAUCUGGGGGAUAACACAAAUAGAACAUGGUCACUCUCUGGGGAUAUCUGGGGGAUAAGACAUAUAGAACAUGGUCACUCUCUGGGGAUAUCUGGGGGAUAACACAAAUAGAACAUGGUCACUCUCUGGGGAUAUCUGGGGGAUAACACAAAUAGAACAUGGUCACUCUCUGGGGAUAUCUGGGGGAUAACACAAAUAGAACAUGGUCACUCUCUGGUGAUAUCUGGGGGAUAAGACAUAUAGAACAUGGUCACUCUCUGGGGAUAUCUGGGGGAUAAGACAAAUAGAACAUGGUCACUCUCUGAGGGGAUCUGGGGGAUAAGACAUAUAGAACAUGGUCACUCUCUGGGGAUAUCUGGGGGAUAAGACAUAUAGAACAUGGUCACUCUCUGGGGAUCUGGGGGAUAAGACAUAUAGAACAUGGUCACUCUCUGAGGGGAUCUGGGGGAUAAGACAUAUAGAACAUGGUCACUCUCUGAGGGGAUCUGGGGGAUAAGACAUAUAGAACAUGGUCACUCUCUGGGGAUAUCUGGGGGAUAAGACAUAUAGAACAUGGUCACUCUCUGAGGGGAUCUGGGGGAUAAGACAUAUAGAACAUGGUCACUCUCUGAGGGGAUCUGGGGGAUAAGACAUAUAGAACAUGGUCACUCUCUGGGGAUAUCUGGGGGAUAAGACAUAUAGAACAUGGUCACUCUCUGGGGAUAUCUGGGGGAUAAGACAUAUAGAACAUGGUCACUCUCUGGGGAUAUCUGGGGGAUAACACAAAUAGAACAUGGUCACUCUCUGGGGAUAUCUGGGGGAUAAGACAUAUAGAACAUGGUCACUCUCUGAGGAGGAGGGGAUCUGGGGGAUAAGACAUAUAGAACAUGGUCACUCUCUGAGGGGAUCUGGGGGAUAAGACAUAUAGAACAUGGUCACUCUCUGGGGAUAUCUGGGGGAUAACACAAAUAGAACAUGGUCACUCUCUGGGGAUAUCUGGAGGAUAAGACAAAUAGAACAUGGUCACUCUCUGGGGAUAUCUGGGGGAUAACACAAAUAUAACAUGGUCACUCUCUGGGGAUAUCUGGGGGAUAACACAAAUAGAACAUGGUCACUCUCUGGGGAUAUCUGGGGGAUAACACAAAUAGAACAUGGUCACUCUCUGGGGAUAUCUGGGGGAUAACACAAAUAGAACAUGGUCACUCUCUGGGGAUAUCUGGGGGAUAAGACAUAUAGAACAUGGUCACUCUCUGGGGAUAUCUGGGGGAUAAGACAUAUAGAACAUGGUCACUCUCUGAGGGGAUCUGGGGGAUAAGACAUAUAGAACAUGGUCACUCUCUGAGGGGAUCUGGGGGAUAAGAUAUAUAGAACAUGGUCACUCUCUGGGGAUAUCUGGGGGAUAAGACAUAUAGAACAUGGUCACUCUCUGGGGAUAUCUGGGGGAUAAGACAUAUAGAACAUGGUCACUCUCUGGGGAUAUCUGGGGGAUAACACAAAUAGAACAUGGUCACUCUCUGGGGAUAUCUGGGGGAUAAGACAUAUAGAACAUGGUCACUCUCUGAGGAGGAGGGGAUCUGGGGGAUAAGACAUAUAGAACAUGGUCACUCUCUGAGGGGAUCUGGGGGAUAAGACAUAUAGAACAUGGUCACUCUCUGGGGAUAUCUGGGGGAUAACACAAAUAGAACAUGGUCACUCUCUGGGGAUAUCUGGAGGAUAAGACAAAUAGAACAUGGUCACUCUCUGGGGAUAUCUGGGGGAUAACACAAAUAGAACAUGGUCACUCUCUGGGGAUAUCUGGGGGAUAACACAAAUAGAACAUGGUCACUCUCUGGGGAUAUCUGGGGGAUAACACAAAUAGAACAUGGUCACUCUCUGGGGAUAUCUGGGGGAUAACACAAAUAGAACAUGGUCACUCUCUGGGGAUAUCUGGGGGAUAAGACAUAUAGAACAUGGUCACUCUCUGGGGAUAUCUGGGGGAUAAGACAUAUAGAACAUGGUCACUCUCUGGGGAUAUCUGGGGGAUAAGACAUAUAGAACAUGGUCACUCUCUGGGGAUAUCUGGAGGAUAAGACAAAUAGAACAUGGUCACUCUCUGGGGAUAUCUGGGGGAUAACACAAAUAGAACAUGGUCACUCUCUGGGGAUAUCUGGAGGAUAAGACAAAUAGAACAUGGUCACUCUCUGGGGAUAUCUGGGGGAUAACACAAAUAGAACAUGGUCACUCUCUGGGGAUAUCUGGGGGAUAACACAAAUAGAACAUGGUCACUCUCUGGGGAUAUCUGGGGGAUAACACAAAUAGAACAUGGUCACUCUCUGGGGAUAUCUGGGGGAUAACACAAAUAGAACAUGGUCACUCUCUGGGGAUAUCUGGGGGAUAAGACAUAUAGAACAUGGUCACUCUCUGGGGAUAUCUGGGGGAUAAGACAUAUAGAACAUGGUCACUCUCUGGGGAUAUCUGGGGGAUAAGACAUAUAGAACAUGGUCACUCUCUGGGGAUAUCUGGAGGAUAAGACAAAUAGAACAUGGUCACUCUCUGGGGAUAGUUGGGGGAUAACACAAAUAGAACAUGGUCACUCUCUGGGGAUAUCUGGGGGAUAACACAAAUAGAACAUGGUCACUCUCUGGGGAUAUCUGGGGGAUAAGACAUAUAGAACAUGGUCACUCUCUGGGGAUAUCUGGGGGAUAAGACAAAUAGAACAUGGUCACUCUCUGAGGGGAUCUGGGGGAUAAGACAUAUAGAACAUGGUCACUCUCUGGGGAUAUCUGGGGGAUAAGACAUAUAGAACAUGGUCACUCUCUGAGGGGAUCUGGGGGAUAAGACAUAUAGAACAUGGUCACUCUCUGGGGAUAUCUGGGGGAUAAGACAUAUAGAACAUGGUCACUCUCUGGGGAUAUCUGGGGGAUAAGACAUAUAGAACAUGGUCACUCUCUGGGGAUAUCUGGGGGAUAAGACAUAUAGAACAUGGUCACUCUCUGGGGAUAUCUGGGGGAUAAGACAUAUAGAACAUGGUCACUUUCUGGGGAUAUCUGGGGGAUAAGACAUAUAGAACAUGGUCACUCUCUGGGGAUAUCUGGGGGGAUAACACAAAUAGAACAUGGUCACUCUCUGGGGAUAUCUGGGGGAUAAGACAUAUAGAACAUGGUCACUCUCUGGGGAUAUCUGGGGGAUAAGACAAAUAGAACAUGGUCACUCUCUGAGGGGAUCUGGGGGAUAAGACAUAUAGAACAUGGUCACUCUCUGGGGAUAUCUGGGGGAUAAGACAUAUAGAACAUGGUCACUCUCUGAGGGGAUCUGGGGGAUAAGACAUAUAGAACAUGGUCACUCUCUGGGGAUAUCUGGGGGAUAAGACAUAUAGAACAUGGUCACUCUCUGGGGAUAUCUGGGGGAUAAGACAUAUAGAACAUGGUCACUCUCUGGGGAUAUCUGGGGGAUAAGACAUAUAGAACAUGGUCACUCUCUGGGGAUAUCUGGGGGAUAAGACAUAUAGAACAUGGUCACUCUCUGGGGAUAUCUGGGGGAUAACACAAAUAGAACAUGGUCACUCUGAGGAGGAGGGGAUCUGGGGGAUAAGACAUGUAGAACAUGGUCACUCUGAGGAGGAGGGGAUCUGGGGGAUAAGACAUAUAGAACAUGGUCACUCUGAGGAGGAGGGGAUCUGGGGGAUAAGACAUGUAGAACAUGGUCACUCUCUGAGGGGAUCUGGGGGAGGGAACACACUGCAUCACACCAAUGCUAGUAAUGGAUCUGUUCCCUAUGUAGUGUACCUUAAAGACCAGGAGCCAUAGGGCUCUGUGCUCUGGCCAAAGUAGUGCACUAUUUAGAAAAUAGGGUGCCAUUUGGGACAUAACCACAUUUACAUUUACAUCAUUUAGCCAGACGCUCUUAUCCAGAGUGACUUACAAAUUGGUGCAUUCACCUUAUAGCCAGUGGGAUAACCACUUUACAAUAAUAAUUGUUUUUGGGGUGGGGUGGGGUAAGGGGGGGUAGAAUGAUUACUUUAUCCUAUCCCAGGUAUUCCUUAAAGAGGUGGGGUUUCAAGUGUCUCCGGAAGGUGGUCAGUGACUCCGCUGUCCUGGCGUCGUGAGGGAGCUUGUUCCACCAUUGGGGUGCCAGAGCAGCGAACAGUUUUGACUGGGCUGAGAGGGAACUAUGCUUCCGCAGAGGAAGGGGAGCCAGCAGGCCAGAGGUGGAUGAACGCAAUGCCCUCGUUUGGGUGUAGGGGCUGAUCAGAGCCUGAACAUGGCUUUCUCAUUCUGAAUAACAGGGCUAGUUGUUCACCUGCCCUUGCUGUCCAGUACUCUAACCCUAACCCUUACCUUAGUGAAGACCUUGAUGGUGUGAUGGAGGAAGUCAGCUUCCACCUUGUCAGGUAAGGCCAGCAGAUGGGCAGCACAGUCCAGGAUGCAGAGCAGGGUUAGUCUGUGGCUCUGGAGGAGGACAAUCAACAACAGACCUAGAAUUAGGGUUGCAAAACUCUUCCCAGGAUGGAGGAUUCUGGAUUUCCUGUUUAUUUCCCUCCUGAUUCUGGGACUUUCUGAAAAAUCAAAGAAUUUGGGAAAGUUACUGGAAUCUUUCAACCCUACCUAUAAUUGUAUUAUAUAUCACGUGACCUGGGGAGGAAGGAAUAGUCGAAAGGUUACCUUAACCACACAAUAACCUUGUCCUUUGUAGCUCAGUUGGUAGAGCAUGGCGCUUGUAACACCAGGGUAGUGGGUUCGAUUCCUGGGACCACCAAUAUGUUAAAUGUAUGCACGCAUGACUAAAUCAUUUUGGAUAAAAGUCUGCUAAAUGGCAUCCAUUGUUAUAUUCUAUAAUGAUUAUAUAUUACAAUCCUCCCAAAUCGGCUAAAUGGCAUAGCAUAUAUCAUUUCUUAUUUAUUUUACUGGUUGUGUGAUAACCCAUAUUAACAACGUGAUAACCCAUAUUAACUACGUGAUAACCCAUAUUAACUACGUGAUAACCCAUAUUAACAACAUGAUAACCCAUAUUAACUACGUGAUAACCCAUAGUAACCAAGUGAUAACCCAUAGUAACCAUGUGAUAACCCAUAGUAACCAUGUGAUAACCCAUAGUAACCAUGUGAUAACCCAUAGUAACCAUGUGAUAACCCAUAGUAGCCGGUAUAAUCGACAUAACAAUAUUGGUUUUAUGGUAUAACAGUAUUGCCUUCUCCCUUCUUCUACAGUGCCUUCGUAAAGUAUUCAGACUCCUUGACUUUUUCCACAUUUUGUUACGUUACAGCCUUAUUCUAAAAUUGAUUAAAUAGUUUUUUUCCCUCAUCAAUCUACACACAAUAAUCCAUAAUGACAAAACAAAAACUGUUUUUUAGAAAUUGUAACAAAUAUAUAUACAGUGGGGAAAAAAAGUAUUUAGUCAGCCACCAAUUGUGUAUGUUCUCCCACUUAAAAAGAUGAGAGAGGCCUGUAAUUUUCAUCAUAGGUACUCGUCAAAUAUGACAGACAAAAUGAGAUUUUUUUUCUCCAGAAAAUCACAUUGUAGGAUUUUUUAUGAAUUUAUUUGCAAAUUAUGGUGGAAAAUAAGUAUUUGGUCAAUAACAAAAGUUUCUCAAUACUUUGUUAUAUACCCUUUGUUGGCAAUGACACAGGUCAAACGUUUUCUGUAAGUCUUCACAAGGUUUUCACACAGUGUUGCUGGUAUUUUGGCCCAUUCCUCCAUGCAGAUCUCCUCUAGAGCAGUGAUGUUUUGGGGCUGUCGCUGGGCAACACAGACUUUCAACUCCCUCCAAAGAUUUUCUAUGGGGUUGAGAUCUGGAGACUGGCUAGGCCACUCCAGGACCUUGAAAUGCUUCUUACGAAGCCACUCCUUCGUUGCCCGGGCGGUGUGUUUGGGAUCAUUGUCAUGCUGAAAGACCCAGCCACGUUUCAUCUUCAAUGCCCUUGCUGAUGGAAGGAGGUUUUCACUCAAAAUCUCACGAUACAUGGCCCCAUUCAUUCUUUCCUUUACACGGAUCAGUCGUACUGGUCCCUUUGCAGAAAAACAGCCCCAAAGCAUGAUGUUUCCACCCCCAUGCUUCACAGUAUGUAUGGUGUUUGGAUGCAACUCAGCAUUCUUUGUCCUCCAAACACGACGAGUUGAGUUUUUACCAAAAAGUUAUAUUUUGGUUUCAUCUGACCAUAUGACAUUCUCCCAAUCCUCUUCUGGAUCAUCCAAAUGCACUCUAGCAAACUUCAGACGGGCCUGGACAUGUACUGGCUUAAGCAGGGGGACACGUCUGGCACUGCAGGAUUUGAGUCCCUGGCGGCGUAGUGUGUUACUGAUGGUAGGCUUUGUUACUUUGGUCCCAGCUCUCUGCAGGUCAUUCACUAGGUCCCCCUGUGUGGUUCUGGGACUUUUGCUCACCGUUCUUGUGAUCAUUUUGACCCCACGGGGUGAGAUCUUGCGUGGAGCCCCAGAUCGAGGGAGAUUACCAGUGGUCUUGUAUGUCUUCCAUUUCCUAAUACUUGCUCCCACAGUUGAUUUCUUCAAACCAAGCUGCUUACCUAUUGCAGAUUCAGUCUUCCCAGCCUGGUGCAGGUCUACAAUUUUGUUUCUGGUGUCCUUUGACAGCUCUUUGGUCUUGGCCAUAGUGGAGUUUGGAGUGUGACUGUUUGAGGUUGUGGACAGGUGUCUUUUAUACUGAUAACAAGUUCAAACAGGUGCCAUUAAUACAGGUAACGAGUGGAGGACAGAGGAGCCUCUUAAAGAAGAAGUUACAGGUCUGUGAGAGCCAGAAAUCUUGCUUGUUUGUAGGUGACCAAAUACUUAUUUUCCACCAUAAUUUGCAAAUAAAUGCAUAAAAAAUCCUACAAUGUGAUUUUCUGGAUUUUCUUUUCUCAUUUUGUCUGUCAUAGUUGACGUGUACCUAUGAUGAAAAUUACAGGCCUCUCUCAUCUUUUUAAGUGGGAGAACUUGCACAAUUGGUGGCUGACUAAAUACUUUUUUCCCCCACUGUAUAUAUAUAUAUAUAUAUAUAUAUUAUACACAUAAUAUACACUCCUGCAUUGUCUUGGCUGUGUGCUUAGGGUUGUUGUCCUGUUGGAAGGUGAUCCUUCGCCCCAGUCUGAGGUCCUGAGCGCUCUGGAGCAGGUUUUCAUCAAGGAUCUCUCUGUACUUUGCUCCGUUCAUCUUUCCCUCGAUCCUGUCUAGUCUCCCAGUCCCUGCCGCUGAAAAACAUCCCCACAGCAUGAUGCUGCCACCACCAUGCUUCACCGUAGGGAUGGUGUCAGGUUUCCUCCAGACGUGACGUUUGGCAUUCAGGCCAAAGAGUUCAAUCUUGUUUUCAUCAGAUCAGAGAGUCUUGUUUCUCAUGGUCUGAGAGUCCUUUAGGAGCCUUUUGGCAAACUCCAAGCGGGCUGUCCUGUGCCUUUUACUGAGGAGUGGCUUCCGUCUGGCCACUCUACCAUAAAGGCCUGAUUGGUGGAGUGCUGCAGAGGUUCUGGAAGGUUCUCCCAUCUCCACAGAGGAACUCUGGAGCUCUGUCAGAGUGACCAUCGGGAUCUUGGUCACCCAAUUGCUCAGUUUGGCCGGGCAGCCAGCUCUAGGAAGAGUCUUGGUGGUUCCAAACUUAUUCCCUUUAAGAAUGAUGAAGGCCACUGUGUUCUUGGGGACCUUCAAUGUUGCAGUCAUUUUUUGGUACCCUUCCCCAGAUCUGUGCCUCGACACAAUCCUGUCUCGGAGCUCUACGGACAAUUCCUUCGACCUGAUGGCUUGGUUUUUGCUCUGACAUGCACAGUCAACUGUGGGACCUUAUAUAGACAGGUGUGUGCCUUUCCAAAUCAUGUCCAAUCAAAUUGUAGAAACAUCUCAAGGAUGAUCAAUGGAAACAGGAUGCACCUGAGCUCAAUUUAGAGUCUCAUAGCAAAGGGUCUAAAUACUUAUGUAAAUAAGGUAUUUCUGUUUUUAAUUUUUAAUACAUUUACAAAAAAUUCUACAAACCUGUUUUUGCUUUGUCAUUAUGGGGUAUUGUGUGUAGAUUGCUGAGGAUUUUUAUUUAUUUAAUCCAUUUUAGAAUAAGGCUGUAACGUAACAAAAUAUGGAAAAAGUCAAGGGGUCUGAAUACUUUCCGAAGGCACUGUAUAUGACAUCAUCAUACCUUCUCCAGAGAGUUGAGUGCAUGCUGAGAGUUGUAGUUGUUUUGGCACAGGGCCUGGACAUCCUGAGAGGAGAUGAUUGGCUCUUUGAGCUGCUCCAGCCAGGACCACAUGAGACCAGCCAGCACCAUAGGGUCUCUCUCUAGACUCAGCCUCUCCCAGGCGCCUUCUCUGGAGUUCAGCUCUGUCUGCAGGACCACACACUAAUGUUUCAGUAGUCUACAUCAGACCUGGGUUCAAAUACUUGAUCUGUGUUUGAUUGAGCUGCCUGUUGCAAUGGAACCAAUAGAAAAGUCCCACAAAUUCAAACCCUGCCAAGCUAGCGCUCCAGGCAGGCUAAAGCAAACGCUGAAAGUAUUUUUAAAGAUUUCAAAUAGUAUUUGACCCCAGGUCUGGUGAACACCAAUCACAAUGUAACCCAGGUCUUGGUCAACACCAAUCACAAUGUAACCCCAGGUCUGGUCAACACCAAUCACAAUGUAACCCUGAAUGUGAAACUCAAAUAAAGAGUUACAAAAAAAACUAGAUACAGCUGGGUGCACAUAUCCUCCGAUAUCUUCCCACUAUAUACACACAUCAGUCAUAUCCUCCGAUAUCUUCCCACUAUAUAUACACAUCAGUCAUAUCCUCCGAUAUCUUCCCACUAUAUACACACAUCAGUCAUAUCCUCCGAUAUCUUCCCACUAUAUACACACAUCAGUCAUAUCCUCCGAUAUCUUCCCACUAUAUACACACAUCAGUCAUAUCCUCCGAUAUCUUCCCACUAUAUACACACAUCAGUCAUAUCCUCCGAUAUCUUCCCACUAUAUAUACACAUCAGUCAUAUCCUCCGAUAUCUUCCCACUAUAUACACACAUCAGUCAUAUCCUCCGAUAUCUUCCCACUAUAUACACACAUCAGUCAUAUCCUCCGAUAUCUUCCCACUAUAUACACACAUCAGUCAUAUCCUCCGAUAUCUUCCCACUAUAUACACACACAUCAGUCAUAUCCUCCGAUAUCUUCCCACUAUAUAUACACAUCAGUCAUAUCCUCCGAUAUCUUCCCACUAUAUACACACAUCAGUCAUAUCCUCCGAUAUCUUCCCACUAUAUAUACACAUCAGUCAUAUCCUCCGAUAUCUUCCCACUAUAUACACACAUCAGUCAUAUCCUCCGAUAUCUUCCCACUAUAUAUACACAUCAGUCAUAUCCUCCGAUAUCUUCCCACUAUAUACACACAUCAGUCGAACUGUCAUGUCUUACCUGCCACACUGAGACCUUGUAGCGGAGAUCUUCAUCCUUCAGGCCAAAAGCCAGAGCUCUGGCCACCAGCAAACGUCUAGCUUCCAGGGACAGCUCAGCAUACAGGGUGAUGACAGGGCGUUCUGUCAGCCUCUCCCUGUCCUCUCCGUUCUCUCUGUCCUCCCGUUCCUCUCUGUCCUCCCGUUCCUCUCUGUCUCCAGCCCUGUCUCCAGCCCUGUCUAUCCCACACACAGAUUCCUCUCCUCCUGUAGGGCUCAUCACAGGCAUAUCUCCUCUCCACGGCCUCCCCUCUGACAGCUCUUCUCCUAAAGGCUUGGACAGACUAUCCCCAAACCCAAAGGACAGACUUCGCUUGCCCUCACAGAGCUGCGCCCGCCUCUGGAACAGAGGAGACGUGUUCUUCUGGGUCAGGUGGUGAUCCUUCUCCUCAGAACUCCUGUCCUGUCCUCCUCGCCUUUCCUCCCUCGUCUGCUCUCCCACGGAGAAGGGGUGGUGCUGUGGAGGGAGGCUAGGGGACCUGGGGGAAUCCCAGGCUAAGGCUAGGUGGUGCUGGGGCUGGGUCAGAGGGCUGCAGCGAGGGAUGCUCCAGACCUGGUUCUGCUCCCGGUCCGGGUCUCGUCUGGGGUCUAGCUUAUACAGGGCUGAGUCGCUGUAGCUCAGCAAUCGUUUCCCCGGCUGCAGAGGCUUCAGUAGGGAGGCUGCCACCCUGUUCUGCCGCUGCCACAGAGGGUCCAGCUCCUGGUUGCUCCACAGAACUCGGUGGUGGGCCAGGGCUGGGCUGAGAGAGGGGUCUAGGAGUAGCGAUGGUUCCUGGGCCAGGGCUGGGCUGAGAGAGGGGUCUAGGAGUAGCGAUGGUUCCUGGGCCAGGGCUGGGCUGAGAGAGGGAUCUAGGAGUAGCGAUGGUUCCUGGGCCAGGGUUGGGCUGAGAGAGGGGUCUAGGAGUAGCGAUGGUUCCUGGAGUAGUACUAGGUUUGGAGUGAGAAGUCGUUCCAUGUGUAGUGUGUGGGUUAGGGCUGUCUCAGGUUGGGGACCAGGCUGGCAGGGUGAAGGCACAGGGAUGCCCUUCCCUCUCAUCUCCUUCCCCAGCAGCUGGAUGGCCUGCUGGGACACUGUCUUCUCCACCUCAGCCGUCAGGUCUGGAACCUCCACCACCUCCUCCUCCACCACCACCUUCAAUAACAUCAUCAUCAACAGUUAGGUCUGGAACCUCCACCACCUUCAAUAACAUCAUUAUCAACAGUUAGGUCUGGAACCUCCACCACCUUCAAUAACAUCAUCAUCAACAGUUAGGUCUGGAUCCUCCACCACCUUCAAUAACAUCAUUAUCAACAGUUAGGUCUGGAUCCUCCACCACCUCCUCCUCCACCACCUCCUCCUCCACCACCACCUUCAAUAACAUCAUCAUCAACAGUUAGGUCUGGAUCCUCCACCACCUCCUCCUCCACCACCUUCAAUAACAUCAUCAUCAACAGUUAGGUCUGGAUCCUCCACCACCUCCUCCUCCACCACCACCUCCUCCACCACCUUCAAUAACAUCAUCAUCAACAGUUAGGUCUGGAACCUCCACCACCUCCUCCUCCACCACCACCUCCUCCACCACCUUCAAUAACAUCAUCAUCAACAGUUAGGUCUGGAUCCUCCACCACCUUCAAUAACAUCAUUAUCAACAGUUAGGUCUGGAUCCUCCACCACCUUCAAUAACAUCAUCAUCAACAGUUAGGUCUGGAACCUCCACCACCUUCAAUAACAUCAUCAUCAACAGUUAGGUCUGGAACCUCCACCACCUUCAAUAACAUCAACAACCAAUCAAUCGGCAUCUUUAGUAUUAGUUUAUGUUUUACCUGUCCAUAAUACCAUAAUAAUGUAUUAUUACCUGUCCAUAAUACCAUAAUAAUGUAUUAUUACCUGUCCAUAAUACCAUAAUAAUGUAUUAUUACCUGUCCAUAAUACCAUGAUAAUGUAUUAUUACCUGUCUAUACCAUGAUAAUGUAUUAUUACCUGUCCAAAAUACCAUGAUAAUGUAUUCUUACCUGUUUAUACCAUGAUAAUGUAUUAUUACCUGUCUAUACCACGAUAAUGUAUUAUUACCUGUCCAUAAUACCAUAAUGUAUUAUUACCUUUCUAUACCAUGAUAAUGUAUUAUUACCUGUCUAUACCACGAUAGUGUAUUAUUACCUGUCUAUACCAUGAUAAUGUAUUAUUACCUGUCUAUACCAUGAUAGUGUAUUAUUACCUGUCUAUACCAUGAUAAUGUAUUAUUACCUGUCUAUACCAUAAAGUGUAUUAUUACCUGUCUAUACCAUGAUAGUGUAUUAUUACCUGUCUAUACCAUGAUAAUGUAUUAUUACCUGUCUAUACCAUGAUAAUGUAUUAUUACCUGUCUAUACCGUGAUAAUGUAUUAUUACCUGUCUAUACCAUGAUAAUGUAUUAUUACCUGUCCAUAAUACCAUGAUAAUGUAUUAUUACCUGUCUAUACCAUGAUAGUGUAUUAUUACCUGUCUAUACCAUGAUAGUGUAUUAUUACCUGUCUAUACCAUGAUAAUGUAUUAUUACCUGUCUAUACCAUGAUAAUGUAUUAUUACCUGUCUAUACCAUGAUAAUGUAUUAUUACCGGUCUAUACCAUGAUAAUGUAUUAUUACCUGUCUAUACCAUGAUAGUGUAUUAUUACCUGUCUAUACCAUGAUAAUGUAUUAUUACCUGUCUAUACCAUGAUAAUGUAUUAUUACCUGUCUAUAACAUGAUAAUGUAUUAUUACCGGUCUAUAUCAUGAUAAUGUAUUAUUACCCGUCUAUACCAUGAUAAUGUAUAAUUACAUGUCUAUACCACGAUAAUGUAUUAUUACCUGUCUAUACCACGAUAAUGUAUUAUUACCUGUCUAUACCACAAUAAUGUAUUAUUACCCGUCCAUACCAUGAUAAUGUAUUAUUACCCGUCUAUACCAUAAUAAUGUAUUAUUACACGUCUAUACCAUGAUAAUGUAUUAUUACCUGUCUAUACCAUGAUAAUGUAUUAUUACCUGUCUAUACCAUGAUAAUGUAUUACCUGUCCAUACCAUGAUAAUGUAUUAUUACCUGUCCAUACCAUGAUAAUGUAUUAUUACCUGUCUUUACCAUAAUAAUGUAUUUUUACCCGUCUAUACCAUGAUAAUGUAUUAUUACCUGUCUAUACCAUGAUAAUGUAUUAUUACCUGUCCAUAAUACCAUGAUAAUGUAUUAUUACCUGUCUAUACCAUGAUAAUGUAUUAUUACCUGUCCAUAAUACCAUGAUAAUGUAUUAUUACCUGUCUAUAUCAUGAUAAUGUAUUAUUACCUGUCUAUACCAUGAUAAUGUAUUCUUACCUGUCUAUACCAUGAUAAUGUAUUACCUGUCUGUUGGCAGCGAUGUCCAGGAGGACCUUGCAGAUCAGCUGGACGAUCUUUGGCACGUUCUUCAUCUGCCGCGCCUCGUACCCGUGCAGCAGGUGGCGCUGGCGAGUCAGGUACUGGGACAGCGUAACGGCGUUGGCCCGGGGUUCUGCGCAGGAGAACACGUUCCUCAACGGAACCAGGAACUGGGCGAACUCCCGGACACACAGCAGCUGGCCUCGGGUCUGGAUGGAGUUGGGCCGCUUGGCUCUGACGAACAGGAUGGCCUGGUCCGCACUCAUACGAGAGGUGAACACCAGAUAACACGCCAGUAACACACCUGGUAAACACAGAAACACCUGGUAAACAGAGUAACACACCUGCUAAACACAGAAACACCUGGUAAACACAGUAACACACCAUUAACACACCUGGUUAACACAGUAACACGCCAGGUAAACACAGUAACACACCUGGUAAACACAUUUACACACCUGGUAAACACAUUUACACACCUGGUAAACACAGUAACACAUCAGGUAAACACAGUAACACACCUGGUAAACACAUUUACACACCUGGUAAACACAUUUAAACACCUGUUAAACACAGUAACACAUCAGGUAAACACAGUAACACCUGAAUUGCAUGUCUCACAGUAACACACCUGGUAAACACAGUAACACACCUGGUAAACACAGAAACACCUGGUAAACACAGUAACACACCUGGUAAACAGAGUAACACACCUGGUAAACACAUUUACACACCUGGUAAACACAGAAACACCUGGUAAACACAGUAACACACCAUUAACACACCUGGUUAACAUAGAAACACGCCAGGUAAACACAGUAACACGCCAGGUAAACACAGUAACACACCUGGUAAACACAUUUACACACCUGGUAAACACAUUUACACACCUGGUAAACACAGUAACACACCUGGUAAACACAGUAACACACCUGGUAAACACAUUUACACACCUGGUAAACACAGAAACACCUGGUAAACACAGAAACACACCUGGUAAACACAGAAACACCUGGUAAACACAGUAACACACCAUUAACACACCUGGUAAACACAGAAACACCUGGUAAACACAGUAACACACCAUUAACACACCUGGUUACCAUAGAAACACACCUGGUAAACACAAUAACACGCCAGGUAAACACAGUAACACACCUGGUACCCACAUUUACACACCUGGUAAACACAGUAACACACCAGGUAAACGCAGUAACACCUGAAUUGCAUGUCUCACAGUAACACACCUGGUAAACACAGUAACACACGUGGUAAACACAUUUACACAACUGGUAAACACAGAAACACCUGGUAAACACAGUAACACACCAUUAACACACCUGGUUAACAUAGAAACACGCCAGGUAAACAAAGUAACACGCCAGGUAAACACAGUAACACACCUGGUAAACACAUUUACACACCUGGUAAACACAUUUACACACCUGGUAAACACAGAAACACCUGGUAAACACAGUAACACACCUGGUAAACAGAGUAACACACCUGGUAAACACAUUUACACACCUGGUAAACACAGAAACACCUGGUAAACACAGUAACACACCAUUAACACACCUGGUUAACAUAGAAACACGCCAGGUAAACACAGUAACACGCCAGGUAAACACAGUAACACACCUGGUAAACACAUUUACACACCUGGUAAACACAUUUACACACCUGGUAAACACAGUAACACGCCAGGUAAACACAGUAACACACCUGGUAAACACAUUUACACACCUGGUAAACACAGAAACACCUGGUAAACACAGAAACACACCAGGUAAACACAGAAACACCUGGUAAACACAGUAACCACCAUAACACACUGGUAAACACAGAACACCUGGUAAACACAGUAACACACCAGUUAACACACCUGGUACCAUAAACACACCUGGUAAACACAUAACACCUGGUAAACACAGUAACACACCUGGUACCACAUUACACACCUGGUAAACACAGUAACACACCGGUAAACACAGUAACACCAUGGUAACAGUAACACACCUGGUAACACAGUACACCUGGUAAACACACACAAACACAUGGUAACACACAGUUAACACACCUGGUAAACACAGUAACACACCUGGUAACAUACAGUAACACACCUGGUAAACACAGUAACACACCUGGUAAAAACACAGUAACAGUACACACCUGGUAAACACAGUAAACACCUGGUACCAGUACACACCAGGUAACACAGUACACACCGGUAAACCACAGGUAACACACCGGUAAACACAGUAACACACCUGGUAAACACAGUAACACACCUGGUAAACACAGUAACACACCAGGUAAACACAGUAACACACCUGGUAAACACAGUAACACACCGGUAAACACAGUACACACCAGGUAAAAGUACAACACCGGUAAACACAGUAACACACCAGGUAAACACAGUAACACACCUGGUAAACACAGUAACACACCUGGUAAACACAGUUACACACCUGGUAAACACAGUAACACACCUGGUAAACACAGUAACACACCUGGUAAACACAGUAACACACCUGGUAAACACAGUUAACACACCUGGUAAACACAGUAACACACCUGGUAAACACAGUUAACCACACAUACAACGGUAAAACCACAGUACACAACACACCUGGUAAACACAGUAACACACCUGGUAAACACAGUAACACACCUGGUAAACACAGUUACACACCUGGUAAACACAGUAACACACCUGGUAAACACAGUAACACACCUGGUAAACACAGUAACACACCUGGUAAACACAGUAACACACCUGGUAAACACAGUAACACACCUGGUAAACAGAGUAACACACCUAGAACUCAACCAGGGACAUGCUUGUAGCCGUAGUGCGGCAGAUAGCCUAGCGGUAAAGAGCGUUGGGCCAGUCACCGAAAGGUCACUAGUUCGAAUGCCAGAGCCAACAACAUGAAGAAUAUGCCAAUGUGCCCUUGAGCAAGGCACUAAUUAUUAGUAGUAACAUGCUUAGAACAAAUCUACUACUAAUCAAAUGUGACCGACAGCAUUGAUUUGGUCUUAUGUAGCCAAAUUUGAAAUUAUGUUUUUUACAUUGGAUAAAAGUAGAGACUCAGAGCUACAAAAUAAACCAUUUGAUUAAAUGAUGGUUUACACAACCUGCCAUCCCCAGCCUAUUAUAAUGUACCUGUCCUGUACCUGCCAUCCCCAGCCUAUUAUAACGUACCUGUCCUGUACCUGUCCUGUACCUGCCAUCCCCAGCCUAUUAUAACGUACCUGUCCUGUACCUGUCCUGUACCUGCCAUCCCCAGCCUAUUAUAACGUACCUGUCCUGUACCUGCCAUCCCCAGCCUAUUAUAACGUACCUGUCCUGUACCUGCCAUCCCCAGCCUAUUAUAACGUACCUGUCCUGUACCUGUCCUCCCAAGCCCUUAUAAUGUUCCUGUCCUGUUCUGCCCAGCCAUGUGACUUUAUAGGUUGUGUGAUGUUAUGAUUGGGUAGAUUUGAUGUACCUGUUCUCCCUAGGCCGGCGUGACAAUGCACGGCCAUCUUUCCCUCCUGGACGGCGAAAGACAUCACCUUGACCAUGUCCAGUAUAGUUGUUAGGGACGCCACGCCGUAGUCCUUCCAGCCAAAGUUAUAGAAAUAAACUGGAAACAGAGCAAAGAAAAGAUUACGUCUCACAGGAUGCACUAGAACAUCCCAGUUGGCACCCUAUUUCCUAUAUAAUGAAACUACUGGCCAAAGCAGAGCACUAUUUCGGAAAUAGGGGGCCAACUGGGAUGCAGGGGAACAUUAACUAUAAUCUACACCAACGCUGUGUCAUACAUUAUGACAAUAUGAAAAUACAUUGUUAAAAAGAAGGACGCCUGUGAAAUAAAUAUAGUUUCAUCCAAAAAGUCACUGUAUCUUUUUCUGUGUUCAAUUGAUUCAAUCUGAAGAAUGGUGUUCACAAUAUGACACAGGACAGGAAGACAUCUGACACAGGAAGACAUCUGACACAGAACAGGAAGACAUCUGACACAGAACAGGAAGACAGGAGAGCAUGCGAGCAGUAUACACUACUACAGACUCUCACUAUACAGACUCUCACUAUACAGACUCUCACUAUACAGACUCUCACUAUACAGACUCUCACUAUACAGACUCUCACUAUACAGACUCUCACUAUACAGACUCUCACUAUACAGACUCUCACGUACUACAGACUCUCACUUACAGACUCUCACUAUACAGACUCUCACUAUACAGACUCUCAGUACUACAGACUCCUACUACAACCCACUAUACAGACUCUCACUAUACAGACUCUCAGUACUACAGACUCUCAACUACAGACUCUCACUAUACAGACUCUCAUAUACAGACUCUCACUAUACAGACUCUCACGUACUACAGACUCUCACUAUACAGACUCUCAUAUACAGACUCUCACUAUACAGACUCACUAUACAGACUCUCAAUACAGACUCUCGCUCACUAUACAGACUCUCACUAUACAGACUCUCACUAACAGACUUCACUAUACAGACUCUCACUAUACAGACUCUCACUAUACAGACUCUCACUAUACAGACUCUCAGUACUACAGACUCUCACUAUACAGACUCUCACUAUACAGACUCUCACUAUACAGACUCUCACUAUACAGACUCUCACUAUACAGACCUAGUACUACAGACUCCACUAUACAGACUCUCACAUACCACAGACUCUCACUAUACAGACUCUCACUAUACAGACUCUCACUAACAGACUCUCACUAACAGACUCUCAGUAUACAGACUCUCACUAUACAGACUUCACUAUACAGACUCUCACUAUACAGACUCUCACUAUACAGACUCUCAGUACUAAGACUCUCAGUACUACAGACUCUCACUACAACAGACUCUCACUAACUACUCUCACUAACAGACUCUCAGUACUACAGACUCUCACUAUACAGACUCUCAGUACUACAGACUCUCAGUACUACAGACUCUCAGUACUACAGACUCUCACUAUACAGACUCUCACUAUACAGACUCUCACUACACAGACUCUCACUACACAGACUCUCACUACACAGACUCUCACUACACAUACUUCAUCUAUACAGACUCUCAGUACUACAGACUCUCACUAUACAGACUCUCACUACACAGACUCUCACUAUACAGACUCUCACUAUACAGACUCUCACUAUACAGACUCUCACUAUACAGACUCACUAACAGCUACUUACAGACUCUCACUAUACAGACUCUCAGUACUACAGACUCUCACUAUACAGACUCUCACUACUACAGACUCUCACUAUACAGACUCUCAGUACUACAGACUCUCACUAUACAGACUCUCACUAUACAGACUCUCACUAUACAGACUCUCAGUAUACAGACUCUCAUAUACAGACUCUCACUAUACAGACUCUCAUAUACAGACUCUCACUAUACAGACUCUCACUACUACAGACUCUCAUACAGACUCUCAGACUACAGACUCCACUAACAGACUUCAUUACAGACUCUCACUAUACAGACUCUCACUAUACAGACUCUCAGUACUACAGACUCUCAUAUACAGACUCUCACUAUACAGACUCUCACUAUACAGACUCUCAGUAUACAGACUCUCAUAUACAGACUCUCACUAACGACUCUCAUACACAGACUCUCACUAUACAGACUCUCAGUACUACAGACUCUCACUAUACAGACUCUCACUAUACAGACUCUCACUAUACAGACUCUCACUACAGACUCUCACUAUACAGACUCUCACUAGACAGCAACUCUCACUACUACAGACCCCAUACAGACUUCACUCUCACAACAGACUCUCACUAUACAGACUCUCACUAUACAGACUCACUUCAAGACUACUCACAGACUCUCACUUAAUUACUAAGACUCUCCAUAUACAGACUCUCAGUAUACAGACUCUCACUAUACAGACCUCACUAUACAACUUCACUAUACAGACUCUACUAUACAGACUCUCAUAUACAGACUCUCACUAUACAGACUCUCACUAUACAGACUCUCACUAUACAGCUCUCAAGCUAUACAGACUCUCAGUACUACAGACUCUCAGUAUACAGACUCUCACUAUACAGACUCUCACUAUACAGACUCUCACUAUACGACCCAUCGACUCUCAUAUACAGACUCUCAGUACUACAGACUCUCACUAUACAGACUCUCACUACAUCUCAUAACAGACUCUCUCAGCUUCAACUACAGACUCUCAGACUAACAGACUCUCACUACUACACGACUCUCACUAUACAGACUCUCACUAUACAGACUCAUCAACAGACUCACUACACAGACUCUCAGUACUACAGACUUCACUACAAUCACUCAGCUAUACAGACUCUCAGCUACUACAGACUCUCACUAUACAGACUCUCAGUACUACAGACUCUCACUAUACAGACUCUCACUACAGACCUCACUACAGACUCUCACUAUACAGACUCUCAGUACUACAGACUCUCACUACACAGACUCUCACUAUACAGACUCUCACUAUACAGACUCUCACUAUACAGACUCUCAGUACUACAGACUCUCACUAUACAGACUCUCAGUACUACAGACUCUCACUAUACAGACUCUCACUAUACAGACUCUCAUACUACAGACUCUCACUAUACAGACUCUCAUAUACAGACUCUCACUAUACAGACUCUCACUAUACAGACUCUCACUACUACAGACUCUCACUAUACAGACUCUCACUAAACUAGAUCAUCUCACUAUACAGACUCUCACUACUACAGACUCUCACUAUACAGACUCUCACUAUACAGACUCUCUCACUAUACAGACUCUCACUAUACAGACUCUCAGUAUACAGACUCUCACUAUACAGACUCUCACUACUACAGACUCUCAGUAUACAGACUCUCACUACUACAGACUCUCACUACACAGACUCUCACUACAAUCUACUAAGACUCUACACUACUACAGACUCUCACUAACAACUACAUGAUCAAAGCUCUCACUACGAUCUCACUAACAGACUCUCAGUAUACAGACUCUCACUAUACAGACUCUCACUAUACAGACUCUCACUAUACAGACUCUCAGUACUACAGACUCUCACUAUACAGACUCUCACUAUACAGACUCUCACUAUACAGACUCUCACUAUACAGACUCUCACUAUACAGACUCUCAGUACUACAGACUCUCAGUACUACAGACUCUCACUAUACAGACUCUCAGUACUACAGACUCUCACUAUACAGACUCUCACUAUACAGACUCUCACUAUACAGACUCUCAGUACUACAGACUCUCACUAUACAGACUUCUCACUAUUACAGACUCUCAUAUACAGACUCUCACUAUACAGACUCUCAGUACUACAGACUCUCAUACUACAGACUCUCACUAUACAGACUCUACUACAGAUCACUAACAGACUCUCACUAUACAGACUCUCAUAUACAAGACUCUCACUAUACAGACUCUCACUAUACAGACUCUCACUAUACAGACUCUCACUAUACAGACUCUCACUAUACAGACUCUCACUAUACAGACUCUCACUAUACAGACUCUCACUAUACAGACUCUCAGUACUACAGACUCUCACUAUACAGACUCUCACUAUACAGACUCUCAUAUACAGACUCUCACUAUACAGACUCUCAGUACUACAGAACUCUCACUAUACAGACUCUCACUAUACAGACUCUCACUAUACAGACUCUCACUAUACAGACUCUCAGUACUACAGACUCUCACUAUACAGACUCUCACUAUACAGACUCUCACAUACAGACUCUCAGUACUACAGACUCUCACUAUACAGACUCUCACUAUACAGACUCUCACUAUACAGACUCUCAGUACUACAGACUCUCAGUACUACAGACUCUCACUAUACAGACUCUCACUAUACAGACUCUCAUAUACAGACUCUCAUACUACAGACUCUCUCACUAUACAGACUCUCAGUACUACAGACUCUCACUAUACAGACUCUCAGUAUACAGACUCUCAUACUACAGACUCUCACUAUCAGACCUCACUACUACAGACUCUCACUAUACAACCCUCAGACUACAAGACUCUCAGUACUACAGACUCUCAUAUACAGACUCUCAGACUUACUACAGACUCUCACUAUACAGACUCUCACUAUACAGACUCUCAGUACUACAGACUCUCACUAUACAGACUCUCAGUACUACAGACUCUCACAGAUACUACAGACUCUCACUAUACAGACUCUCAUACUACAGACUCUCAGUACUACAGACUCCACUACUACAGACUCUCACUACUACAGACUCUCACUAUACAGACUCUCACUAACAGACUCUCAUAUACAGCUCUAUAUACGACUCACUAUACAGACUCUCAUACUACAGACUCUAGCCUCUACAGACUCUCACUAUACAGACUCUCAGUACUACAGACUCUCACUAUACAGCUCACUAUACAGACUCUUAAGCUCUACAUACAGACUCUCAUACUACAGACUCUCACUAUACAGACUCUCAUACACAGACUCUCACUAUACAGACUCUCACUACUUACAGUACUUCAGCACAUUACAGACUCUCAGUACUACAGACUCUCAUAUACAGACUCUCACAUACAGACUCUCACUAUACAGACUCUCACUAUAAGACUCUCAGUACUACAGGCCUCAUACUACAGACUCUCACUAUACAGACUCUCACUACUACAGACUCUCACUAUACAGACUCCUCACUAUACAGACUCUCAGUACUACAUAUCUACGACCUCAUACAGACUCUCACUAUAAGACUUCACUAACAGACUCUCACUAUACAGACUUCCUAUACAGAUACUAUAGUACUACAGACCUCUCAGUACUACAGACUCUCACUAUACAGACUCUCACUAUACAGACUCUCACUAUACAGACUCCACUAUACAGACUACUCAGUACUACAGACUCUCAGUACUACAGACUCCACUAUACAGACUCUCAGUACUACAGACUCUACUACAGACUCUCACUAUACGACUCUCAGUACUACAGACUCUCACUAUACAGACUAUAAGUCUAAACUUACAUAUACAGAUCACUAUACAGACUCUCUACUACAGACUUCACAUACAGACUCUCAUACUACAGACUUCACUAUCAGACUUCUUACAGACUCAUAUCAGACUUACUGACCUACUACAGACUCUCACUAUACAGACUAACUCAGCUACUACAGAUACUAUAUACAGACUCUCUACUUACAGCUCUCACUAUACAGACCUACUAUACAGACUCUCAGUACUACAGACUCUCAGUACUACAGACUACUCGUACUACGACUAUCAGUACUACAGACUCUCACUAUAGUACUACAGUACUACUAGACUCUCACUACGACCUAGCUACAGUCUAUUACGACUUACUGCCUGACUACAGUUCUAUAGACUCUAGCUAUCAGCUGUACUAUAAGACUACUGCUACAGUCAUAUAGACUACUGCCUGCUUUACAGUACAUAGACUACUGCUACAGUACAUAGACUACUGCCCUACAGUUACUAUAGACUAGACUCGCUACAGUACUAUAGACUACUGCUGCUACAGUACUAUAGACUAUGCUGCUACAGUACUAUAGACUACUGCUUACAGUACUAUAGACACUCUGCUACAGUACUAUAGACUACUGCUGCUACAGUACUAUAGACUACUGCUUACAGUACUAUAGACUACUGCUGUACUAUCAGACUACUGAUCAGACUACUGACUCUGCUACAGUACUAUAGACUACUGCUACAGUACUAUAGACUACUCCCUACAGUACUAUAGAUACUGCUCAGUACUAUAGACUACUGCUACAGUACUAUAGACUACUGCUACAGUACUAUAGACUACUGCUACAGAACUAUAGACUACUGCUACAGUACUAUAGACUACUGCUACAGUACUAUAGACUACUGCCUGCUACAGUACUAUAGACUACUGCCUGCUACAGUACUAUAGACUACUGCUGCUACAGUACUAUAGACUACUGCCUGCUACAGUACUAUAGACUACUGCCUGCUACAGUACUAUAGACUACUGCCUGCUACAGUACUAUAGACUACUGCUACAGUACUAUAGACUACUGCUACAGUACUAUAGACUACUGCCUGCUACAGUACUAUAGACUACUCUGCUACAGUACUUUUAGACUACUGCUACAGUACAUAGACUACUGCGCUACAGUACUAUAGACUACCCCGAGUCUUGCUAUGUACAGUACUAUAGACUACUGCUGCUACAGUACUAUAGACUACUGCUGUACAGUACUAUAGACUACUGCUAUCUAAGACUAUGACUCUGCUACGUACUAUAGACUACUGCUGACAGUACUAUAGACUACUGCCUGCUACAGUACUAUAGACUAACUGCUACAGUACUAUAGACUACCUGUCCAGUACUAUAGACUACUGCUGCUACAGUACUAUAGACUACUGCUGACGGGUAUAUAGUACUACUACUGCUACAGUACUAUAGACUACUGCUGCUAAGUACUAUAGACUACUUGCUACAGUACUUAGCUUAGCUGCACAUACAUAGAUACUGCUGACAGUACUAUAGACUACUGCUACUCAGUACAUAGACUACUGCCUGCUAGUACUAUAGACUACUGGCUACAGUACUAUAGUCACUAUGCUCAAGUACUAUGAUUGUACUACUAGCUGUACAGUACUAUAGACUACUGCUGUACAGUACUAUAGACUACGCUACAGUACUAUGUAGCCUAGUACUAUGACUACGCUAAGUACUAUAGAUACUGCACACUAGCUACUGUCAGUACUAUAGAUAUGCCGCUACAGUACUUAGACUACUGCUACAGCUAACCAGACUAUGUACUCAGUAUAGCCAAUGUACACGUAAUAGACUAUGGCUACAGUACUAUAGACACUGCUGCUACAGUAUAUAGUACUGCACUGCUACAGUAGCUAAGAUUGUUACAGUCUAGUAGACUAUGCGUACAGUAUAUAGACUUGCGCUCAGUACUAUAGCUACUGUCAGUACUAUAGACUAUGCUACAGUACUAUAGUACUGUCAGUACUAAGACAGAUUGUACUUAUUAGCCAAAGUCACGCUGAAAACUGUUGCGUAUCAGUUAGUCAAGUAGCUACAAGGUAACUUAAAGUUAUAUCAUCAGUUCACUAGUACAGAUGAUACUCAGUUAGUCCAUGUCAGCUAACAGAUUGGUACUCAGUUAGUCCAUGUCAGCUAACAGAUUGGUACUCACCUAGUCCAUGUCAGCUAACAGAUUGGUACUCAGUUAGUCAUGUCAGCUAACAGAUUGGUACUCAGUUAAGUCAUCAGAUGUCAGAUCAAGUCAGCCGAUUGGUAACUCAGUUAGUCCAUGUCAGCUAACAGAUUGGUACUCAGUUAGUCCAUGUCAGCUAACAGAUUGGUACUCAGUUAGUCCAUGUCAGCUAACAGAUUGGUACUCAGUUAGUCCAUGUCAGCUAACAGAUUGGUACUCACCUAGUCCAUGUCAGCUAACAGAUUGGUACUCAGUUAGUCUAUGUCAGCUAACAGAUUGGUACUCAGUUAGUCCAUGUCAGCUAACAGAUUGGUACUCAGUUUUUCCAUGUCAGCUAACAGAUUGGUACUCACCUAGUCCAUGUCAGCUAACAGAUUGGUACUCAGUUAGUCUAUGUCAGCUAACAGAUUGGUACUCAGUUAGUCCAUGUCAGCUAACAGAUUGGUAACUCAGUUAGUCCAUGUCAGCUAACAGAUUGGACUCACCUAUAGUCCAUGUCAGCUAACAGAUUGGUACUCAGUUAGUCUAUGUCAGCUAACAGAUUGGUACUCAGUUAGUCUAUGUCAGCUAACAGAUUGGUACUCAGUUAGUCCAUGUCAGCUAACAGAUUGGUACUCAGUUAGUCCAUGUCAGCUAACAGAUUGGUACUCAGCUAGUCCAUGUCAGCUAACAGAUUGGUACUCAGUUAGUCCAUGUCAGCUAACAGAUUGGUACUCAGUUAGUCCAUGUCAGCUAACAGAUUGGUACUCAGUGUAGUCCAUGUCAGCUAACAGAUUGGUACUCAGUUAGUCCAUGUCAGCUAACAGAUUGGUACUCACCUUAGUCCAUGUCAGCUAACAGAUUGGUACUCAGCUAGUCCAUGUCAGCUAACAGAUUGGUAACUCAGCUAGUCCAUGUCAGCUAACAGAUUGGUACUCAGCUAGUCCAUGUCAGCUAACAGAUUGGUACUCAGUUAGUCCAUGUCAGCUAACAGAUUGGUACUCAGUUAGUCCAUGUCAGCUAACAGAUUGGUACUCAGUUAGUCCAUGUCAGCUAACAGAUUGGUACUCAGUUAGUCCUAUGUCAGCUAAACAGAUUGGUACUCAGUUAGUCCAUGUCAGCUAACAGAUUGGUACUCUCAGUUAGUCCAUGUCAGCUAACAGAUUGGUACUCACCUAGUCCAUGUCAGCUAACAGAUUGGUACUCAGUUAGUCCAUGUCAGCUAACAGAUUGGUACUCAGUUAGUCCAUGUCAGCUAACAGAUUGGUACUCAGCUAGUCCAUGUCAGCUAACAGAUUGGUACUCAGUUAGUCCAUGUCAGCUAACAGAUUGGUACUCAGUUAGUCCAUGUCAGCUAACAGAUUGGUACUCAGCUAGUCCAUGUCAGCUAACAGAUUGGUACUCAGCUAGUCCAUGUCAGCUAACAGAUUGGUACUCAGCUAGUCCAUGUCAGCUAACAGAUUGGUACUCAGCUAGUCCAUGUCAGCUAACAGAUUGGUACUCAGCUAGUCCAUGUCAGCUAACAGAUUGGUACUCAGCUAGUCCAUGUCAGCUAACAGAUUGGUACUCAGUUAGUCCAUGUCAGCUAACAGAUUGGUACUCAGUUAGUCCAUGUCAGCUAACAGAUUGGUACUCAGCUAGUCCAUGUCAGCUAACAGAUUGGUACUCAGCUAGUCCAUGUCAGCUAACAGAUUGGUACUCAGCUAGUCCAUGUCAGCUAACAGUGCCCAGCUAUCUAAACGUAGUAAUCAUGGUCCAGCCAGGGGCCCCCAUUGAUUUUGUUAGUCAGUCUCACUUAGAUAUCAUAUAGAGUUGAAGUCGGAAGUUUACAUACACUUAGGUUGGAGUCAUUAAAACUCGUUUUUUCAACCACUCCACAAAUUUCUUGUUAACAAACUAUAGUUUUGGCAAGUCGGUUAGGACAUCUACUUUGUGCAUGACACAAGUAAUUUUUCCAACAAUUGUUUACAGACAGAUUAUUUCACUUAUAAUUCACUGUAUCACAAUUCCAGUGGGUCAGAAGUUUACAUACACUAAGUAGACUUUGCCUUUAAACAGCUUGGAAAAUUCCAGAAAAUGAUGUCAUGGCAUUAGACGCUUCUUAUAGGCUAAUUGACAUGAUUUGAGUCAAUUGGAGGUGUAUUUGUGAAUGUAUUUCAAGGCCUACCUUCAAACUCAGUGCCUCUUUGCUUGACAUCAUGGGAAAAUCAAAAGAAAUCAGCCAAGACCUCAGCAAAAAAAUUCUAGACCUCAACAAGUCUGGUUCAUCCUUGGGAGCAAUUUCCAAACGCCUGAAGUUACCACGUUCAUCUGUACAAACAAUAGUACGCAAGUAUAAACACCAUGGGACCACGCAGCCGUUAUACCGCUCAGGAAGGAGACGCGUUCUCCUAGAGAUGAACGUACUUUGGUGCGAAAAGUGCAAAUCAAUCCCAGAACAACAGCAAAGGACCUUGUGAAGAUGCUGGAGGAAACAGGUACAAAAGUAUCUAUAUCCACAGUAAAACGAGUCCUAUAUCGACAUAACCUGAAAGGCUGCUCAGCAAGGAAGAAGCCAAUGCUCCAAAACCGCCAUAAAAAAGACAGACUACGGUUUGCAACUGCACAUGGGGACAAGUAUUGUACUUUUUGGAGAAAUAUCCUCUGGUCUGAUGAAACAAAAAUAGAACUGUUUGGCCAUAAAUACCAUCGUUAUGUUUGGAGGAAAAAGGGGGUAGCUUGCAAGCCGAAGAACACCAUCCCAACCGUGAAGCACGGGGGUGGCAGCAUCAUGCUGUGGGGUGCUUUGCUGCAGGAGGAACUGGUGCACUUCACAAAAUAGAUGGCAUCAUGAGGAAGGAAAAUUAUGUGGAUAUAUUGAAGCAACAUCUCAAGACAUCAGUCAGGAAGUUAAAGCUUGGUCGCAAAUGGGUCUUCCAAAUGGACAAUGACCCCAAGCAUACUUCCAAAGUUGUGGCAAAAUGGCUUAAGGACAACAGUGUCAAGGUAUUGGAGUGGCCAUCACAAAGCCCCGACCUCAAUCCUAUUGAACAUUUGUGGGCAGAACUGAAAAAGCGUGUGCGAGCAAGGAGGCCUACAAACCUGACUCAGAUACACCAGCUCUGUCAGGAGGAAUGGGCCAAAAUUCACCCAACUUAUUGUGGGAAGCUUGUGGAAGGCUACCCGAAACGUUUGACGCAAGUUAAACAAUUCAAAGGCAAUGCUACCAAAAUACUAAUUGAGUGUAUGUAAACUUCUGACCCACUGGGAAUGUGAUGAAAGAAAUAAAAGCUGAAAUAAAUCAUUCUAUCUACUAUUAUUCUGACAUUUCACAUUCUUAAAAUAAAGUGGUGAUCCUAACUGACCUAAGACAGGGAAUUUUUACUAGGAUUAAAUGUCAGGAAUUGUGAAAAACUGAGUUUAAAUGUAUUUGGCUAAGGUGUAUGUAAACUUCAACUGUAGAAUACUGCAAACAUUUCUCUCCACCCUAUGGCAAAAUAUUUAGACUUGCAGGAAAUUAGCUGGAAAACAGCACAUUUUCAUCUCCGCCCCAUAGCAAAAUGAGUAAAAUUACAUGACAUUAGUUAUACAAUUGCAAAGGUGGAUCACUGGCCACGGGCAGCAUUUGGUAAGCUAACACACCCACACACACACUCACCUCCACCUCCCUGCUCCGUUUUCAGGUCCGUUAGCAAUGUGGGUUGACACACAAGUUAACUUAUCGAUCUCAGUUCAUACAUUACACACAUUGUUCUUACCUCCCUUCAGUAACAUGGCAAAAUGUGUAGAAUUGCACGAAAUCAACUCUAAAACGUUAAACAAUGGUUAUCCCCUGUCAAAAGGGGGGCACCUAAAAUAUUUAGCUCGCUAUGUGGCGGUGGUGGGGGGGGGGGGGGGGGGGGGUAUGUUGUUAGGCAUCAAUGGAAAGUCCUGAGGUAUACAUUCUAUAAUCUACAGUGUGUGUUGUGUGUGUGUGUGUGUGUGUGUGUGUUGUGUGUAGCUGCAGAAAAACCAAUCUCAGGAGAGCUCGUUAGCCACAGGAUGUCAGAGGGUUGCUAGCUCAGCUCACAGAGGACCUACUUUCUAUAGGAUCAACAGUAAGAUAAUCACUGGCUAUGGUAAUGAACACACACUGUUAGAUGAGGUUGGAUCAACAGUAAGAUAAUCACUGGCUAUGGUAAUGAACACACGCUGUUAGAUGAGGUUGGAUCAACAGUAAGAUAAUCACUGGCUAUGGUAAUGAACACACACUGUUAGAUGAGGUUGGAUCAACCGUAAGAUAAUCACUGGCUAUGGUAAUGAACACACGCUGUUAGAUGAGGUUGGAUCAACCGUAAGAUAAUCACUGGCUAUGGUAAUGAACACACACUGUUAGAUGAGGUUGGAUCAACAGUAAGAUAAUGUACUGGCUAUGGUAAUGAACACACACUGUUAGAUGAGGUUGGAUCAACAGUAAGAUAAUGCACAGGCUAUGGUAAUGAACACACACUGUUAGAUGAGGUUGGAUCAACGGUAAGAUAAUGCACUGGCUAUGGUAAUGAACACACACUGUUAGAUGAGGUUGGAUCAACAGUAAGAUAAUGCACUGCAGAAAAAAAAGGGCUACAAUAAGAAUUAUUCAGUACUUCUCUGUUGGAGCAACAUCCCCUAAACUACACUAGCUCAUAUAAAUACCUUGGAUUCCUUUCUGAUGGAUGUAUAAAGUCUCUAUCAGAUUGUGCAGGCAGAGCGUUGGGGUCUGUUGGUAGUACACUGAACAUCUAUAAGACCUUGGCUAUUGGACAUAUUCACAGCUCUAGAAUGAAUGUGUUUCUCCUGUACUGAACUAUGCUGCUGGAAUCUGGGUUUGUAAAGAAUCCAAAACAGCUAACUCUAUUCAAAACAGAGACAUGGAUGUUUCCUUGGAAAACAGAGACAUAGAUGUUUCCUUGGAAAACAGAGACAUAGAUGUUUCCUUGGAAAACAGAGACAUAAAUGUUUCCUUGGAAAACAGAGACAUAGAUGUUUCCUUGGAAUGCAUAAGCUUGCCCCAACACAUGUUUAGAAAUAAGUUAUGACGCAAUGUCAACAUGAUCAAACAUAAGUUAACACUUAGCUACGAAGAAAAAUUGGCAACUGAUAUACAGUGCCUUCAGAAAGUAUUCACACCCCUUGACUUUUUCCACAUUUUGUUGUGUUACAGCCUGAAUUUAAAAUGGAUCAAAUGUAUAUAUAUUGUUUCACUGGCCUACACACAAUACCCCAUAAUGUCAAAGUGGAAUUAUGUUUGACAAAUUAAUUUAAAACGAAAAGUUAAAAUAUCAUGAGUCAAUAAAGUAUUCAACCCCUUUGUUAUGGUAAGUCUAAAUAUGUUCUGGAGUAAAACUGUGCUUAACAAGUCACAUAAUAAUGUGUGUAAUAAUAGUUUUAACAUGAAUGACUACCUCAUCUCUGUACCCCACACAUACAAUGAUCUGUAAGGUCCCUCAGUCGAGCAGUGGAUUUCAAACACAGAUUCAACCACAAAGACCAGGGAGGUUUUCCAAUGCCUCGCAAAGAAGGGCUCCUAUUGGUAGAUGGGUACAAAUAAAAAAGUAAGAUAUUGAAUAUCUCUUUGAGCAUGGUGAAGCUAUUAAUUACACUUUGGAUGGUGUAUCAAUACACCCAGUCACUACAAAGAUACAGGCGUCCUUCCUAACUCAGUUGCCGGAGAGGAAGGAAACCGCUCAGGGAUUUCACCAUGAGGCCAAUGGUGACUUUAAAACUGUUACAGAGUUUAAUGGCUGUGAGAACACUGGGUAUUCUAUAUUCUCUGUGUAUUCUAUACUCUAUAUUCUCUGUGUAUUCUAUAUUAUAUAUUCUCUGUGUAUUCUAUAUUAUAUAUUCUCUGUGUAUUCUAUAUUCUCUGGGUAUUCUAUAUUAUAUAUUCUCUGUGUAUUCCUUUAUUCUCUGUGUAUUCUAUAUUCUACAUUCUCUGUGUAUUCUAUAUUCUAUAUUAUCUGUGUAUUCUAUAUUCUCUAUGUAUUCUAUAUUCUCUGUGUAUUCUAUAUUAUAUAUUCUCUGUGUAUUCUAUAUUAUCUGUGUAUUGUAUAUUCUAUAUGGUCUGUGUAUUCUAUAUUGUGUAUGUAUUCAGGGUCCCCUGUAGCUCAGUUGGUAGAGCAUGGCGCUUGCAACGCCAGGGUUGUGGGUUCGUUUCCCAAGGGGGGCCAGUAUGAAAAUGUAUGCACUCACUAACUGUAAGUCGCUCUGGAUAAGAGUGUCUGCUAAAUGACUAAAAUGUAAUGUUGUAGUUACUCCACAAUACUAACCUAAUUGACAGAGUGAAAAGAAGGAAGCCUGUUCAAAAUAAAAAAUAUUGUAAAACAUGCAUCCUGUUUGCAAAAAGGCACUAAAGUAAUACUGCAAAAAAUGUGGCUAAGCAAUUAACUUCUUGUCCUGAAUACAAAGUGUUAUGUUUGGGGCAAAUCCAAUACAACACAUUACUGCGUUCCAUAUUUUCAAGCAUAGUGGUGGCUGAAUCAUGUAAUAGGUAUGCUUAUAAUUGUUAAGGACUGGGGAGUUUUUUAGGAUAAAAAAGAAACAGAAUGGAGCUAAGCACAGGCAAAAUCCUAGAGGAAAAUCUGGUUCAGUCUGCUUUCCACCAGACACUGGGAGAUGAGUUCAUCUUUCAGCAGGACAAUAACCUAAAACACAAGGCCAAAUCUAGACUGGAGUUGGUUACCAAGAAGAUUGUGAAUGUUCCUGAGUGGUCGAGUUACGGUUUUGAAUUAAAUCUACUUGAAAAUCUAUGGCAAGACCUGAAAAUGUUUAUCUAGCAAUGAUCAACAACCAAUUUGAGCUUGAAGAAUUUUAAAAAGAAUAAUGGGCAAAUGUUGCACAAACCAGGUGUGGAGACUUACAGUGGGGAGAACAAGUAUUUGAUACACUGCCGAUUUUGCAGGUUUUCCUACUUACAAAGCAUGUAGAGGUCUGUAAUUGUUAUCAUAGGGACACUUCAACUGUAAGAGACAGAAUCUAAAACAAAAAUACAGAAAAUCACAUUGUAUGAUUUUUAAGUAAUUAAUUUGCAUUUUAUUGCAUGACAUAAGUAUUUGAUCACCUACCAACCAGUAAGAAUUCUGGCUCUCACAGACCUGUUAGUUUUUCUUUAAGAAGCCCUCCUGUUCUCCACUCAUUACCUGUAUUAACUGCACCUGUUUGAACUCGUUACCUGUAUAAAAGACACCUGUCCACACACUCAAUCAAACAGACUCCAACCUCUCCACAAUGGCCAAGACCAGAGAGCUGUGUAAGGACAUCAGGGAUAAAAUUGUAGACCUGCACAAGGCUGGGAUGGGCUACAGGACAAUAGGCAAGCAGCUUGGUGAGAAGGCAACAACUGUUGGCGCAAUUAUUAGAAAAUGGAAGAAGUUCAAGAUGACGGUCAAUAACCCUCGGUCUGGGGCUCCAUGCAAGAUCUCACCUCAUGGGGCAUCACUGAUCAUGAGGAAGGUGAGGGAUCAGCCCAGAACUACACGGCAGGACCUGGUCAAUGACCUGAAGAGAGCUGGGACCACAGUCUCAAAGAAAACCAUUAGUAACACACUACGCCGUCAUGGAUUAAAAUCCUGCAGCGCACGCAAGGUCCCCCUGCUCAAGCCAGCGCAUGUCCAGGCCCGUCUGAAGUUUGCCAAUGACCAUCUGGAUGAUCCAGAGGAGGAAUGGGAGAAGGUCAUGUGGUCUGAUGAGACAAAAAUAGAGCUUUUUGGUCUAAACUCCACUCGCCGUGUUUGGAGGAAGAAGAAGGAUGAGUACAACCCCAAGAACACCAUCCCAACCGUGAAGCAUGGAGGUGGAAACAUCAUUCUUUGGGGAUGCUUUUCUGCAAAGGGGACAGGGUUAGGGGAAAGGGGAUAAUUUGCAAAUAAAUUCAUUAAAAAUCCUACAAUGUGAUUUUCAGGAUUUUCUUUUCUCAUUUUGUCUGUCAUAGUUGACGUGUACCUGUGAUGAAAAUUACAGGCCUCUCUCAUCUUUUUAAGUGGGAGAACUUGCACAAUUGGUGGCUGACUAAAUACUUUUUUCCCCCACUGUAUGUAUGUAUGUAUAUAUAUACAGUGCCCUCCACAAUUAUUGGCACCCCUGUUUAAGAUGUGGUCGAGGACUUCCAAAAAUUCUCCUUUUUUUUUUUAACAACAUAGAACCCAAAUGCAAAAAAAGAGAAAAAUCCAACCUUUUAUUUAAGUACAUUACUUUGGUGGUAAAAAAAAAAUCAAAAAUUUAAAUAAAAAAAACUUGAAAUCAUGUGUCCCACAAUUAUUGGCACCCCUAACAAUUCCGCUGAAAUUUUUAAUUGAUUUUUUUAAAAAUAUAUUUUUCUGUAGUUGCUAAAGUUGGUCAGGGUAUCUAGGAACUUUUAAUUAGUAAUUCAUGACUUCCUGUUUCCCUGGGGUAUAAAUAUGACGUGACACAGAGGCCUAAUUCUCUUACCCAUUUGUCAACAUGGCAAAGACAAGAGAACACACCAUUCAAGUAAGGCAGAUUUGUGUCGACCUUCAUAAGUCAGGCAAUGGCUACAAGAAAACAGCCACUCGCCUUAACUUGCCCGUAUCUACAGUCAGAGGAAUCAUUAAGAAGUUUUAAACAACUGGAACAGUGACAAACAAGGCUGGAAGAGGUCCCAAGUUUAUCUUGCCACAACGCACAGUGAGGAGGAUGGUAAGAGAAGUAAAAAAAAGUCCUAAGCUCACUGUCACAGAAUUGCAUCAAAGAGUGGCAUCUUGGGGUCACAACGUCUCCAAAACAACCAUCAGACAUUUUACAUUUACAUUUUAGUCAUUUAGCAGACGCUCUUAUCCAGAGCGACUUACAUAUUUUUUUUUUAUACUGGCCCCCCGUGGGAAACGAACCCACAACCCUGGCGUUGCAAACGCCAUGCUCUAUCAACUGAGCUACAUCCCUGCCGGCCAUUCCCUCCCCUACCCUGGACGACGCUGGGCCAAUUGUGCGCCGCCCAUGAGUCUCCCGGUCGCGGCCGGCGGCGACAGAGCCUGGAUUCGAACCAGGAUCUCUAGUGGCACAGUUAGCACUGCGAUGCAGUGCCUUAGACCACUGCGCCACUCAGGAGUAAUGGGCCAAACGCUCUCUACAUGCCAACAAGCUGUUUGGGAGGCAUGCAAGGAAAAAGCCUUUUCUCACUAACACUCACAAACGUAAACAUCUGGAGUUUGCUAAGCGGCACUGGGACUUCAACUGGGAUCGUGUGCUUUGGUCAGAUGAGACUAAGAUUGAGCUUUUUGGCAACAAACACUCUAAGUGGGUCUGGCGUAAAACAAAAGAUGAGUAUGCCGAAAAGCACCUCAUGCCCACCGUGAAGUAUGGUGGAGGAUCUGUGAUGCUGUGGGCCUGUUUCUCUUCCAAAGGCCCUGGGAACCUUGUUAGGGUGCAUGGCAUUAUGAACGCUUUGAACUACCAGGACAUUUUAAAUAAAAACCUGAUGGCCUCUGCCAGAAAGCUGAAGAUGGGUCGUCAUUGGGUCUUUCAGCAGGAUAAUGAUCCAAAACAUGUGGCAAAAUCUACACAAAAAUGGUUCAGCAGUCACAAACUCAAGGUCCUCCCAUGGCCAUCUCAGUCCCCAGACCUCAACCCAAUCGAAAACCUGUGGGGCGAGCUAAAGAGGAGAGUGCAUAAGAGAGGACCCAGGACACUGGAUGAUCUAGAAAGAUUGUGCAAAGAAGAAUGGUCAAAGAUCCCUCUCUCUGUGUUCUCCAAUCUUGUGAAAUGUUAUAGGAGGAGAUUAAGUGCUGUCUUGUUGGCAAAAGGGGGUUGUACAAAGUAUUAACAUCAGGGGUGCCAAUAAUUGUGGGACACAUGAUUUCAAGUUUUCUUUUUUCUAAAUGUGUGAUUUUUUUUUUUUUACACCAAAGUAAUGUACUUAAAUAAAAGGUUGGAUUUUUCUCUUUUUUUUGCAUUUGGGUUCUAUGUUGUUUAAAAAAAAAUGAGAAUUUUUGGAAGUCCUCGACCACAUCUUAAACAGGGGUGCCAAUAAUUGUGGAGGGCACUGUAUAUAUAUAUAUAUAUAACAAUACACAGAAUUCCCAAAUUAAAAUGAAGAAAUGUCAGAAUGAUCAAAGUCAGAAUCCAAUAUUAUAUUUUAAUAUAAUUCCAAUAUUCCGGAUUCUGACAUUCAUCAUUCUGACAUUUCUUAAUUUCUUUCUUUUAAUUUUUGGGAUUUCUGCGUAUUGUUAGGUAUUGUUAGGUAUACUGCACUGUUGGAGCUAGAAACAUAAGUAUUUCGCUGCACCUGCGAUAACAUUUGCUAAAUAUGUUUAUGCGACCAAUAAAACAUGAAUUGAUUUCCAGUCCAGUCAUUGACUGAAAUCCCUAUCACCAUCACAUCAUUAUAUUCCCAUUAUUAACCCAGUAAGUUAGCUAACAGGUUGGCACUGCCUCAGUGCUUUAUACUCUAUAUACUAUGGGUUCAGAAUGACACAUAAGACAAUCAACAUGUCAUUAACUUAUCAUCAGCAUACUGUUACAUGUACAACCACAAUGUACACACCUCUACACACUACUACACACCUCUACACACUGCUACUACACACUGCUACUACACACUACUACACACUGCUACACACUGCUACACACUGCUACACACUGCUGCUACACACCUCUACACACUGCUGCUACACACUACUACACACUGCUGCUACACACUACUACACACCGCUGCUACACACUGCUGCUACACCACACUGUAUAUAUGUAGGUAUGUACAGUAUGUGUUUGUGUACGUAGGUAUGUGUAGGUAGGUAUGUAUGUACGUGUGUUUGUGUGUGUACGUAGGUAUGUAUGUGUGUUUGUGUGUGUACGUAGGUAUGUAUGUGUAGGUAGGUAUGUGAAUAAAUAAGUAUAUUAUUUGGAUACUACAGUGUGUUAUAAGACCACGUGGGCUGGGCAUCAUGAAGAUGACAUCAUAAUCAAAUGAAUCAAAUACUGCUAGGUCAGUCAGGGUGGUGUGUGAUAUCAGAAAACAUUACACACUAGUAUUCCCUCGUCACUGACUCUUACCUGGCUAGUUAAUAUAUGAGAAAGUGUAAAGAGAGAGAGAGACAGACAGAGAGAGAGGUGGAUACUCACUGCCAGCCUCUACGAAUAUCUCAGGUUGGUAUGUGAAUCCAGACAGACACAGAGACACACAGACACAAAAAGAGAGAGAGAGAGAGAGAGAAGACAGGCUAUGUGCACACUGCCCACAAAAUGAGGUGAAAACUGAGCUGCACUUCCUAUUCUCCUGCCAAAUGUAUCACCAUAUUAGAGACACAUAUUUCCCUCAGAUUACAGAGAUCCACAAAGAAUUAGAAAACAAACCCAAUUUUGAUAAACUCCCUUAUCUACUGGGUGAAAUACCCCAGUGUGCCAUCACAUAAGCAAUAUUUGUGACCUUUUGCCACAAGAAAAGGGCAAUCAGUGAAGAACAAACACCAUUGUAAAUACAACCCAUAUUUACGUUUAUUUAUUUUCCCAUUUGUACUUUAACUAUUUGCACAUUGUUACAACACUGUAUAUAUACAUAAUAUGACAUUUGAAAUGUCUUUAUUCUUUUGGAUCUUCUGAGUGUAAUGUUUACUGUUCAUAGUGAUUGUUAAUUUCACUUUUGUUUCCUAUCUACUUAACCCAUGCCAAUAAAGCCCUUACAUUGAACUGAGGUAGAGAUACUCACUGCCAGCCUCCAUGAACAUCUCAGGUCUGUAGGUGAAUCCAGAGUCGUGUUCCAGAGGGUUACCACAGCUGGCAUGUUCCCCGGGACGCUGCAGGUUGAUCACCGUACGAAGGCCACACCUGGAGGAGCAGCGGGAGGGGACAUGUUACCAGCUAUCAGCACCACAAAUAGGCCUGCCUACACGUCACACCUGAGACCACCAGGAGACUACUAG